Messenger RNA from Coregonus sp. 'balchen', 55089 nucleotides. The record is from the annotation of a GenBank genome assembly. NCBI's taxonomy places the organism in Eukaryota, Metazoa, Chordata, Actinopteri, Salmoniformes, Salmonidae.
CAAUGUCUAUGCUGCUUCAAGGAGUACAAGCACCUGGAGGUGUUCAACCAGCUGGUCUACGCCCUCAUCAACCUGGUCAUCGCCCAGGUCACCAGCCUGAGGGAGCGCCUCUGCAGCACCACUAGCCAACGGGGCGCCACCGACACCGGGGACGGGGCCACAGGUGGAGCAGAGGGGCCGGGGACAGAAUGGGGGGGGGGUGGAGGGGGUGGAGUAACUGGAGCAGGACCACACCCCCAGCAACCGCCCUCCUCGCCUGGCGAGGACGAGCCGCUGAACGUGGAGCGGGACUCGGCAGAGGAGGACACCGCCGGGGGCGCUUCGGAGCAGAACCAGAAUAACAACAACCAGAACCCAGUCCAGGGGACCAGCCAGGCCCAGCAGGAGGCCCCCAAGCCAGGGGAAAGUAGUAGUGGUAUUGGGGAGUCUGAGGCUGGAGCUAGCAGCAGUACGGACAGCCAGGCCCAGGAGGACCUGUUUGACUCGUGGAGUACGGAGGACCGGGAGAAGCUGCUGCUCUGCGCCGCCAAGAUCUUCCAGAUCCAGUUCCCCUUGUACACGGCUUACAAACACAACACACACCCCACCAUAGAGGUAAUGGAAUGACACACUCUGAUACAACACAAUACAUAUACACACCCCACUAUAGAGGUAAUAGCAUAACAUGUUUCCCCCGACACAACACCCACCCCACCAUAGCAGUAAUGGUAUAAUAUGUACCGCUGACACAACACACACUGCACCAUAGAGGUAAAAGCAUAACAUGUACCCAUACACACAACUCAAUUAUGGAUUCAGUAUAUCAGAUUGUAUUUAUCUCCAUGGUGUACUUAAUACUUGACAAUUACUUUGGUGUUCUCCUGUUCUAAAAUGUUCUCUAACAUUUCUCAGUAUAUAAUAUACUCGUCAAACUUACUUUGUUUCCUUUUCCAGGACAUCUCUGCUCAUGAAAGCAAUAUCCUCGGCUCCUUCUGCGACAUGAACGUAAGAACGCCUCCGCCCUCUCUUUGUUUUACGACUCCAUGUUUCGUCCAAAACACUACUCAAUCUGCCUGAUUGUCACUUGGGUCGGUUCCAACUCUUUACAGCAACGUCUGUGUCCUCCCAAAUGGCACCCUAUUCCCUUUACAGUGCACUACUUUGACCCGGGCCCGUAUGGCUCUGGUCAAAAGUACUGCACUAUAUAGGGAAUAGGGUGCCAUUUGGUACGUAUCUUACGUCAUCCAGUCCUUUGAAGCAAAGGCCCAUGUCUUAAUGUCUGGUCUGCCUGUUUGACCAAUCGCCAAUCUCCUCCUAGUCCCCUCUCCUCUUCCUGUGGUCAUGUUACUCAUAUCAAUGAUUUAUGAAUCUUGGUCUAUUUAUUUUUAUUGGGAAGCUGCACAAAAUGGAUGCCUAGAGCCCACACUGUGUCCCAUUUAGGACUGGGUAGGGGAGCUCUGAUCUGUCCCGGUGUGUGGCCUCCGUGCCUGUUGACCUCCCUACAACGCCUGGGCAUGCUCCUGAUGAGGUGGCGGAUGGUCUCCUGAGGGAUCUCCUCUCAGACCUGGACUAAAGCAUCCGCCAACUCCUGGACAGUCUGUGGUGCAACGUGGCGUUGGUGGAUGGAGCGAGACAUGAUGUCCCAGAUGUGCUCAAUUGGAUUCAGGUCUGGGGAACGGGCGGGCCAGUCCAUAGCAUCAAUGCCUUCCUCUUGCAGGAACUACUGACACACUCCAGCCACAUGAGGUCUAGCAUUGUCUUGCAUUAGGAGGAACCCAGGGCCAACCGCACCAGCAUAUGGUCUCACAAGGGGUCUGAGGAUCUCAUCUCAGUACCUAAUGGCAGUCAGGCUACCUCUGGCGAGCACAUGGAGGGCUGUGCGGCCCCCCAAAGAAAUGCCACCCCACACCAUGACUGACCCACCGCCAAACCGGUCAUGCUGGAGGAUGUUGCAGGCAGCAGAAUGUUCUCCACGGCGUCUCCAGACUCUGUCAUGUCUGUCACAUGUGCUCAGUGUGAACCUGCUUUCAUCUGUGAAGAGCACAGGGCGCCAGUGGCGAAUUUGCCAAUCUUGGUGUUCUCUGGCAAAUGCCAAACGUCCUGCACGGUGUUGGGCUGUAAGCACAACCCCCACCUGUGCACGUCGGCCCUCAUACCACCCUCAUGGAGUCUGUUUCUGACCGUUUGAACAGACACAUGCACAUUUGUGGCCUGCUGGAGGUCAUUUUGCAGGGCUCUGGCAGUGCUCCUCCUGCUCCUCCUUGCACAAAGGCGAAGGUAGCAGUCCUGCUGCUGGGUUGUUGCCCUCCUACGGCCUCCUCCACGUCUCCUGAUGUACUGGCCUGUCUCCUGGUAGCGCCUCCAUGCUCUGGACACUACGCUGACAGACACAGCAAACCUUCUUGCCACAGUUCGCAUUGAUGUGCCAUCCUGGAUGAGCUGCACUACCUGAGCCACUUGUGUGGGUUGUAGACUCAGUCUCAUGCUACCACUAGAGUGAAAGCACCGCCAGCAUUCAAAAGUGACCAAAACAUCAGCCAGGAAGCAUAGGAACUGAGAAGUGGUCUGUGGUCACCACCUGCAAAACCAGUCCUUUAUUGGGGGUGUCUUGCUAAUUGCCUAUAAUUUCCACCUGUUGUCUAUUCCAUUUGCACAACAGCAUGUGACAUGUAUUGUCAAUCAGUGUUGCUUCCUAAGUGGACAGUUUGAUUUCACAGAAGUGUGAUUGACUUGGAGUUACAUUGUGUUGUUUAAGUGUUCCCUUUAUUUUUUUGAGCAGUGUAUAUUAAUUGCAAUUUCAGAUAUUUUCUAGCGUGUGUCCACUAUAUAGCCUAGUAGGACCUAUUAGUGCAAAGCAUUUGAACAAGCAGUGUGGGUCAAGUGUCAUGUCCUCACCACCUUGACUUCUCUCUCUCCCCUACAGUAUCGGAUGCAGACAGCACUGAGGGCCUACAGCUGAAGAAGGAGCAUGCGUUACGAGUCUUCAGCUACAUCAGCUCAUGGUCCCAGAGGUCAGUCUCCCACUCUCCUCUGUUCCCCGCAUACAUUAUUAUUCCAUGGAUUCAUCCCAAAUGGAACCCUAUUCCCUAUUUAGUGUACUACUUUUGACCAGGUGCACUUAUUUUGACCACUAUGUAGGGGAAAGGGUUUCAUUUGGAAAAAGGGCAGGAUAUCCGCUAGCUCUAUCUGAAGCCAUUAUCAGCCAUGAAUUCAUCAUGUAUUACUAGCGCUAACGGCUAACCAAUGUGUUUUAGGUGUAGCUUAGCAUGUAGGCUAGCUAAGGUCACUGGAGGACAAGUGGGUCAUAAAUAAUAGGUUUUACGCCUCGCUUAGUGGUGUUUUUAUUGUUGUUUAACUAGCUGUGUUUGUGUGUGCGCGUGCGUGCCUGCGCAGAAUAGAGCCUUGAGGAAUUGUUGACCUUUCGGAGUUGUUCUCCCACUCUCAGUGAGAUCAGGCAAAAAUGCUGACUGAUCUGGGAAAGUUGACUGGAAGCAUUCCUCUAGUUUUGCAUUCUUAGUGGGAUCUGUCAUUUGUGUGGAUCCUUCAUUUGUGUGGAUCCUUCAUUUGUGUGGAUCCUUCAUUUGUGUGGAUCCUUCAUUUGUGUGGUAUCCUUAAUUUGUGUGGUAUUCUUCAUGUGUGUUAAUUGGUUGCUGUCUUAUCAAAAUACACGGUGGGAAAAUAAUAUCUAAAAUAGGAUGGUCAGUAAUAUAGUCACAUAGGCGUUUUACCUUACGUUAAUGUCACAAGAAACGGAAUUCAUGAGAACAGAGCUCAAAAUAGAUCAAGGGCUGUAUUCAAUCAAAUCCUCCAUAAACAAUGCGUAUUCUGCAUCUUUGUUAAUACAACUACAGCCCACUCACAUGUCUUAAUCAGAAAGACAGAAAACUGUACCUAAAACUAGUUCUAUGCUUUAUUCGCUUCAAUGCACGUUUGAUUGAAUUGAGCCCAUAGAUGAUUCUCUAAAGAUAGCUGGUUGUUGAGGCAGAAGCUACAGUCCACUGCAGUGUGGACCGUGCGUUGCCUUUUUAUGGUUUCCAAAUGUUUUGAUGCCUUGACCAUCCAAAUCGAAUGAGUCAGUCUCGAACCGCGACCCCAGUAGGAGUUGACUGCAACUCACUGGUGGGUCUCCCUGAUCCGCAAUUCACUCAAUCGCUCUCACCACCCCUCCUUUCCCUCCACAGGCAAUGUCUAUGCUGCUUCAAGGAGUACAAGCACCUGGAGGUGUUCAACCAGCUGGUCUACGCCCUCAUCAACCUGGUCAUCGCCCAGGUCACCAGCCUGAGGGACCGCCUCUGUAGCACCACCAGCCAACGGGGCGCCGCCGACACCGGGGACGGGGCCACAGAUGGAGCAGAGGGGCCGGGGACAGAAUGGGGGGGAGAUGGAGGGGGUGGAGUAACUGGAGGAGGACCGCACCCCCAGCAACCGCCCUCCUCGCCUGGCGAGGACGAGCCGCUGAACGUGGAGAGGGACUCAGCAGAGGAGGACACCGCCGGGGGCGCUUCGGAGCAGAACCAGAAUAACAACAACCAGAACCCAGUCCAGGGGACCAGCCAGGCCCAGCAGGAGGCCCCCAAGCCAGGGGAAAGUAGUAGUGGUAUUGGGGCGUCUGAGGCUGGAGCUAGCAGCAGUACGGACAGCCAGGCCCAGGAGGACCUGUUUGACUCGUGGAGUACGGAGGACCGGGAGAAGCUGCUGCUCUGCGCCGCCAAGAUCUUCCAGAUCCAGUUCCCCUUGUACACGGCUUACAAGCACAACACACACCCCACCAUAGAGGUAAUGGAAUGACACACCCGGAUACAACACAAUACAUAUACACACCUCACUAUAGAGUUAAUAGCAUAACAUGUUUCCCCCGACACAACACCCACCCCACCAUAGCAGUAAUGGUAUAAUAUGUACCGCCGACACAACACCCACCCCACCAUAGCAGUAAUGGUAUAAUAUGUACCGCCGACACAACACACACUGCACCAUAGAGGUAAAAGCAUAACAUGUACCCAUACACACAACUCAAUUAUGGAUUCAGUAUAUCAGAUUGUAUUUAUCUCCAUGGUGUACUUAAUACUUGACAAUUACUUUGGUGUUCUCCUGUUCUAAAAUGUUCUCUAACAUUUCUCAGUAUGUAAUAUACUCGUCAUACUUAUUACUUUGGUUCCUUUUCCAGGACAUCUCUGCUCACGAAAGCAAUAUCCUCGGCUCCUUCUGCGACAUGAACGUAAGAACGCCUCCGCCCUCUCUUUGUUUUUACGACUCCACUGUUUCGUCCAAAAACACUACUCAAUCUGCCUGAUUGUCACUUUGGGUCGGUUCCAACUCUUUACAGCAACAUCUGCGUCUCCCAAAUGGCACCCUAUUCCCUUUACAGUGCACUACUUUUGACCCGGGCCCGUAUGGCUCUGGUCAAAAGUACUGCACUAUAUAGGGAAUAGGGUGCCAUUUGGUACAUAUCCUACGUCAUCCAGUCCUUUGAAGUAAAGGCCCAUGUCUUAAUGUCUGGUCUGCCUGUUUGACCAAUCGCCAAUCUCCUCCUAGUCCCCUCUCUCCUGUGGUCAUGUUACUCAUAUCAAUGAUUUAUGACAUAUUGGGUCUAUUUAUAUUUUAUUGGGAAGCUGCACGAAAAGUGGCAUGCCUAGAGUCCAGCAGCUGUGUCCCAUUUAGGACUGGGUGAGUAGGGAGGCAGGACUCUCUGAUCACUGUUCCCAGGUUGUUUUAAUGGGUUUUCACUCGAGGAGGUUUGGUGUAGUUUUGGUUAACGAUAGGUCCUAGAACUGUUCUCCCUCAGGGGUCCAAUUACAAAUGUUUCCUUUAGGACCUGGGGAGACAGAGGGAGAGGGCUCUCUAAACACUGAUCCCAGGUCCCUCUUGUGGCUUUUCACUUUUGGAGGUGAAAUCCACAAGGGGUCCAACUACAAAUGGCUGUCAGGGUGUGCUCAAUGCUAUGGUAGCCAAUAUCAACCAAGGUACAUGGCUACAUUUGAUAUAUCUGGCAGUGGCAAACUGUCUUCUAAAGUGUAUUAAUAGUUCUACAUGGGUCUUUUGAGGUACCGUACCAGUCAAAAGUUUGGACACAUCUACUCAUUCAAGGGUUUUUCUUUAUUUUUUACUAUUUUCUACAUUGUAGAAUAAUAGUGAAGACAUCAAAACUAUGAAAUAACACAUGGAAUCAUGUAGUAACCCAUGUAGAAAAUAGUAAAAGUUAAGAAAAAGUAGGUGUGUCCAGACUUUUGACUGGUACUGUAUGUCAGGCCAACGUGCACAUGAGGUGUGAAAUGUGUCUGCAGAAUAGUUGAGUUUUUAUUAAAUUGAGGCUCAUUUCCACCUCCAAGUGCUGUCGAUCUUUCCCCAGAGUACAAUAGUCUGUUUCAGUCUAAUUUAAUAACUCUAGCUCAUACCUCUCCACAAUAUUAAACAUUUUUAAUGGGCUUUUAAUGGAUAUUUCUAGGGGACAAAGUUGUCUGCAUACUCUGUCCCGAAUAGUCUGCAAAAAAGCCAUACUCUCUUCUCCUUCAUCUGCGCUGUGAAAGAACUAGAUGAGUGAAAGCAAAUUCACACUAUCCAUCCACCAUUUUGCUUUCACCUAUAGUUCAGAUAAACCAAAAGGAACCACUUGAAACCAUUGAGUUGCACAAAUCACGCUAGUCUCUUCCACUAUGAUGUGUGAUAUGAAGCCGAAGUCAGUUUUCCAUUUCCGUGUGGACAAUAAAGUUGUAUUGACAUUGUUUUUCCCUGUGACCAGGAUGUGGAGGUCCCUUUACACUUGCUGCGCUACGUGUGCCUGUUCUGUGGCAAGCACGGUCUGUCGCUCAUGAAGGACUGCUUUGAGUCAGGCACGCCGGAGAGCCUGCCCUUCCCCAUCGCCCACGCCUUCAUCACCAUCGUCUCCAAUGUGAGUAGGAGUUGAGCCCAAUAUGGCAACCCAACCGCCCAGUAUGGCACCACAACCCAUCCGGCAGGUGUCCAAUAAUGCAAUCCAGCCACCCAACAUUGCAGCCCAACCCAGUCGCCCAAUAUAUAUCCACCCAAUCCUGGAUAUAUUUACCACUACCUCCAGAUGCUGUUUCGUCUCCGUCUCCAGAGCCAGAUAUAUGCAGAUGUUCUUGAAGCAGUUUAAGUUUUCUAUGUUAUAGCACAGCUGUUUGAUUUGUAAAUGCUCUCUCCGUCAGUAAUCGCAGUGAAUAAUCAGUUGUCAGUCAGCUCUGUUAGUGGCAUCCAUUUUUUAGGUUUUCCACUGCUUCUCACACAUCUCAAGGGAUGUCAGUCUGAUUCCAAUUUGUUCUCUCCACAUACACAGAUCCGAAUAUGGUUGCACAUUCCCGCCGUCAUGCAGCACAUCAUACCGUUCCGCACGUAUGUAAUACGGUAAGUUCACAAUCUCCAUAUCAAUGAGGAUAAUUCAGUCUUCAUCAGUGUCUCACCACCAGUAGGUUUUCACUAGUGCCUUGAAAUCCCUAAUUAGGCAUGUAUCAAUACAGAUUGAAUCACAAAUAAUGUAUUGAAUAAAAUGGUUAAUGUUAGUCAUGAUGUUUUCCCCAUAUCAAAUACAGCUCUAAACAAUAUGGCAUUCCAUACUGCUGUUCAGUGCCUUUUUUCAGCAGUCAUGGUAAGAGAAUAAGAAAAUGGGGCAGAGAGAGGAGAGUUGCUGUUGCAGUCGGAGCUCCUCUCGUCGGAAAUGGCCCGAGGGGCUGUUUGAAAUGCAUAUUGUAUUUGGAUACACAGUGCUGUGUUGUUCAACUCGCCAGCCACUUUCCAACACACAAUCAAAUGCACUUGAUAGAGAUGCUCCCCUGAAUAUUGGAUGUAGUAUUAGGGGGACAUUAUGCAAAUGGUGAUAUCCAACAUAUUGGCAGUUGAUUGGCAUAAAUGAAGGAUGAAUUUAGUGGAUUCUCUUACAAAGCAUAUUUUUGUAUUUGAGUUGAAUUUCAAAAUUAAAAGAGAGACUUGACUGUAUAUGUUUUUUCUGCCUGGAAAGCAAUUGCAGCUGAGAGCCCUCAGUCAGUGUAGUGUGCUUCACUCUUGCAGUGCCACUAACUGGUGUUGCUAGGAAGAGCUUCCCUCACCAUGGCAACAGUGGCCAGUGCUCCAGUCAGCUUCUCCUCACAUGACCUUGGUGCAGCCAGACAGCUCGCAGGCCUCGCCGCACCUCUGUCAUGUGACCUGGGUGGGCUGGAUUAAUUGGUUCUGAUGGAUUAACUCAUUUUGAUCCUCUGUCUAAGAAGAAUGAUGAAAUGUGACUUAUUGACUCCAGUGCCAUGCACUACCUUAUAGAGUAUUACUCCUGAAUUUAGCAAAAUGUUUGUUUUCUCAGAAGUUAUUAAAAAGAUACAUACUGUAUUUUAUUGAUCAUAGAGACCGUAGAUUCUCAUUGUAGCCAACUGUUGUCAUGGUUUUUCUCAGUUUAUCAAAGUGCUUCUAAUCUGAGUGUUGUAGCCAGCCUCUAGAUGCCACAUUCUUAGUCCUGACUGUUUAGUCCCGUUUGUCCAGUCGUUAUGUCCAACCUGUCUACCAUGUCUUCUCCAGCAGCACUCUUGAGAGAACCUGACAAAGCGACUUCAACUUUAAAACGAAAUAAAACAAAUACAAGUAUUUCCUAACGAAGGGACUUCCUGGUUUAAGUCAAGUUAACUAAAUUCACGAAUAAAUGUAUUUCCACUAAAUGUGUCCCUCCCCAGGUACCUGUGCAAGCUGUCGGACCAGGAGCUGCGUCAGAGCGCGGCGCGCAACAUGGCCGACCUGAUGUGGAGCACGGUGAAGGAGCCGCUGGACAGCGCGCUGUGCUUCGACAAGGAGAGCCUGGACCUGGCCUUCAAGUACUUCAUGUCCCCCACGCUCACAAUGAGGCUGGCCGGCCUCAGCCAAAUCACGGUGAGAAUCACUCAUACACGUGCACACAGAGACGCAUGCACCCACUCUCACACACUGCUGUGUUGCUUGCUCUUUGGGAGUCUAGGCCGGGAUACUGUGAAGUACAUUGUGACAGCUGGUUUGUUUUUGACACCGACACACUUUGACUUGUAUACUUUAUUAAAGCUCCACUAGGACUUCCAGUUUAAUGGAACUAAGACUUUUACACUAGGGUCAAUGACUCGAUAAAUGAAGUAUACUGGUGUGUACAUACAUAAUUCAUUGUCAUUGUGCCAAUUAAAUGUUUAUUCUCGUUUUCUCCCCACAGAAUCAGCUCCACACCUUCAACGACGUCUGUAAUAACGAGUCUCUGGUGUCCGACACCGAAACGUAAGUCUAUUGAGUUGGUUUUACAAUGAAACGUAAGUCAAUUGAGUUGGUUUUAAAACGUAAGUCAAUUGAGUUGGUUUUACAAUGAAACGUACAGUGAGUAAAAAAAGUAUUGAUCCCCUGCUGAUUUUGUACGUUUGCCCACUGACAAAGACAUAAUAGUCUAUAAUUUUAAUGGUAGGUUUAUUUGAACAGUGAGAGACAGAAUAACAACAACAAAAUCAAGAAAAGCGCAUGUCAAAAAUGUUAUAAAUUGAUUUGCAUUUUAAUGAGGGAAAUAAAUAUUUGACCCCUCUGCAAAACAUGACUUAGUACUUGGUGGCAAAACCCUUGUUGGCAAUCACAGAGGUCAGACGUUUCUUGUAGUUGGUCACCAGGUUUGCACACAUCUCAGGAGGGAUUUUGUCCCGCUCCUCUUUGCAGAUCUUCUCCAAGUCAUUGAGGUUUUGAGGCUGACGUUUGGCAACUCGAACCUUCAGCUCCCUCCACAGAGUUUCUAUGGGAUUAAGGUCUGGAGACUGGCUAGGCCACUCCAGGACCUUAAUGUGCUUCUUCUUGAGCCACUCCUUUGUUGCCUUGGCCGUGUGUUUUGGGUCAUUGUCAUGCUGGAAUACCCAUCCACGACCCAUUUUCAAUGCCCUGGCUGAGGGAAGGAGGUUCUCACCCAAGAUUUGACGGUACAUGGCCCCGUCCAUCGUCCCUUUGAUGCGGUGAAGUUGUCCUGUCCCCUUAGCAGAAGAACACCCCCAAAGCAUAAUGUUUCCACCUCCAUGUUUGACGGUGGGGAUGGUGUUCUUGGGGUCAUAGGCAGCAUUCCUCCUCCUCCAAACACGUUGAGUUGAUGCCAAAGAGCUCAAUUUUGGUCUCAUCUGACCACAACACUUUCACCCAGUUCUCCUCUGAAUCAUUCAGAUGUUCAUUGGCAAACUUCAGACGGGCCUGUAUAUGUGCUUUCUUGAGCAGGGGGACCUUGCGGGCGCUGCAGGAUUUCAGUCCUUCACGGCGUACUGUGUUACCAAUUGUUUUCUUGGUGACUAUGGUCCCAGCUGCCUUGAGAUCAUUGACAAGAUCCUCCCGUGUAGUUCUGGGCUGAUUCCUCACCGUUCUCAUGAUCAUUGCAACUCCACGAGGUGGGAUCUUGCAUGAAGCCCCAGGCCGAGGGAGAUUGACAGUUAUUUUGUGUUUCUUCCAUUUGCGAAUAAUCGCACCAACUGUUGUCACCUUCUCACCAAGGUGCUUGACGAUGGUCUUGUAGCCCAUUCCAGCCUUGUGUAGGUCUACAAUCUUGUCCCUGACAUCCUUGGAGAGCUCUUUGGUCUUGGCCAUGGUGGAGAGUUUGGAAUCUGAUUAAUUGAUUGCUUCUGUGGACAGGUGUCUUUUAUAUAGGUAACAAGCUGAGAUUAGGAGCACUCCCUUUAAGAGUGUGCUCCUAAUCUCAGCUCGUUACCUGUAUAAAAGACACCUGGGAGCCAGAAAUCUUUCUGAUUGAGAGUGGUCAAAUACUUAUUUCCCUCAUUAAAAUGCAAAUCAAUGUAUACAAUUUUUGACAUGCGUUUUUCUGGAUUUUUUUGUUGUUAUUCUGUCUCUCACUGUUCAAAUAAACCUACCAUUAAAAUUAUAGACUGAUAAUUUCUUUGUCAGUGGGCAAACGUACAAAAUCAGCAGGGGAUCAAAUACUUUUUUCCCUCACUGUAAGUCCAUUGAGUUGGUUUUACAAUGAAUCGUAAGUCCAUUGAGUUGGUUUUACAAUGAAUCGUAAGUCCAUUGAGUUGGUUUUACAAUGAAACGUAAGUCCAUUGAGUUGAUUUAGCACUGCAUCACGGACCGUAAAAGGAGCGUACCUCAACCUCAAACUGUCCCUCCAGGUCAAUAGCGAAGGAACUAGCUGACUGGCUAAUCAACAACAAUGUGGUGGAGCACAUCUUUGGACCAAAUUUGCACAUAGAGGUGAGUUUUCCCUUUCCAAGUCAUUAUUACAGUAAGUCAAUACAUUUUUGUGGACAGUCUGUGUUUGAACUCCCCUGUUAAUGCGGAGGUUGUCUUUGUGCCUCUUUUGUUGUUGUUCCAGAUCAUUAAACAGUGCCAAGUGAUCCUGAACUUCCUUGCCGCAGAAGGCAGGCUCAGCACCCAGCAUGUGGACUGCAUCUGGGCUGCAGCUCAGGUAACUAGGCCCUAAACACCAGGGGCCGCAUGUAUAAAGCUUCUCAGUAGAAGUGCUGAAUUUUAGGAUCAAUUUUGCCUCUUUUAUCAAAAUUAAAAGGAUUACAAGAACAUGAGGGACCUAAUCCUAGAGCAGCACUCAUGCGCUGAAUUUGUAUGCAUAUGUGCUACUUAUUUUUUUACUAUAUUCAACCAAUUUAUUUUUGUUUUGAUGUGCUAUCAUAACUUUCAUUGAAAUCCAAAGUUGACUUUUGGGUCAUUUCUCACUGAUUUUCUCCUUGACCCUGUCUCUCUAUCUGUUCUCCCCCUGUAGCUGAAGCACUGUAGCCGUUACAUCCACGACCUGUUCCCCUCCCUCAUCAAGAACCUGGACCCGGUGCCGCUGCGCCACGUCCUCAACCUGGUAUCCGGCCUGCACCCCAGCGCCCACACCGAACAGGUACACACACGCCACACAUCAUGAGUGCCCAUUGGUAGUUGAUGGUAUUCUCAGAAUAUGAGGACUACGAAUGACCUAGGUCCGGGAAGAUGCCAGUGUCGCGAUACUCAUUAGUAUCGUGGCAAGGAAACACAACACGAAGCCAAUUUAACUUCUUAAAUUUAAGCCCUAUGUUAGAAACAAACAUUAUGUUGUCAUCCAGAGUCACAUUUAUUUAUUUUCCAAGCUAUAGCACACAAUACUUUACAUACAGCAGGUUUUUAAGGAUCAAAGAGUUUGAUCUGCUUCGUGUUUUCAUUUUUGCCAUGGAAAAAGUAUUGCGAUACUGGUAUCGUCCCGGCCCUAUUAUUGCCUUAGACCAUGGCAAGGAGUGGACGAUCAAAUGUUCAGUGUGAUUUAAUCUAUAUAUCACCAGAUGACUUUGACGAUGAGCUUUACAGUCACGUUAACCCAGUCUAACUGAGCUGCUCUUUGUCUUGGUCACCUGUACACCAUAUAGAUCCUAUAAUUGUGAUUCUAUAUGUAAUUCUAUGCUGCUCGCCCCCCCCCCCUCCUCAGACCCUGUACCUGGCCUCCAUGCUGAUCAAGGCUCUGUGGAACAACGCCCUGUCCGCUAAGGCCCAGCUCUCCAAGCAGAGCUCCUUCGCCUCGCUGCUCAACACCAACGUCCCCAUGGGCAACAAGAAAGGUACGACGGUUGUGUGUUGUGUUUGUUUGUGUGUGUGUGUAUUUCAAGGGGAUAUAUAUUCUUUAUCUUUGAUCAGUGGUAGUCAACAACUCCGGUGCGGUAGAGUUGCAGUGGUAUGCAUGUUUUUGGUCCAGUCCAGCACUAAUCAAGGUGAUGAAGGUGUUGAAUCAGAUGUUUUAGUGCUGGAAUGAAUCCACAACCCUGGCGUUGCAAGCGCCAUGCUCUACCAACUGAGCUACAGGGGAUUGUGCCCUUAUGAACUCUGAACUGUUUUGUGAGAUGCGGUAUCUGAUGCAUCAAGCCUCUGCUUCUCGUCUCUACCCAGGCUCCCCAGCGGCCAGCCCGGACAGCAGUGACAACAGCGACACGCACCACAGCGGCGGUAGCGACAUGGAGAUGGACGAGCAGAUGAUGAGCGGCAGCAAGCGGGGCCAGCAGAGACUCUCUGACACAGAGGUUAGCAGCACUCUAGGACCCUUUCCACACUAUCUAGCUGGAGAAACAAGUGAUGCACUUUCUCUAUACGUUUAAUAGGAAUUGCUAUUAGGAGCAAACCAGCACUGUUCAGCAAUCCAUGCUUAGUUUUUUUUGUUUACGUAGCCACUGUCUCCAAUUGCUAACUUUUUAUUAUUUUUAUUAUCCAAAAGCCAAUCCAAGUCAAUAUCCCAAUUUUAUUCGCAUUUUUCUGGUUUCAUGUAAUAAAAAAAGUGUUUCUUUUGUGGUUCUGAUGUAUGGCUGGUUUAACUGGAACUGAGUCGGUCUCCUCUCUCUCCGCCCCGUCCAGGAGUCGAUGCAGGGCAGCUCGGAUGAGACGGCCAACAGCAUGGAGGAGGGCAGCAGCGGGCCGGGCAGCAGCAGUGGCCACAGCGAGGGCUCCAGCAACGAGGCGGGGUCCAGCCGUGCCAGCCAGUCAGCGGGAAGCCCUGGCAGCGAGCUGCACUCUGACGACAUGGCCGACAGCGAGGUCCUCAAGGAGGAAGAGGAUGAGGAGGAAGAUGACGAAGAGAUGACGAAGAAGAAGAUGACGAUGAGGAUGAAGAGGAUGAAGAGGGGAACAACCGGGGGGUAGCGGCCGAGGGCAGCCCGCAGAAGGAGCCCCGGGACCAGCCGGAGGUCAGGAAGCGGAAAGCGGCCGAUGUGCUGGUGGAGGAGCAGGGCGAAAGAGGAGCAGGAGACGGACCAAAACCCAAAGGUUUGCCCUUUAACUCAGAGGCAGCCAUCGGCAUGGUAACGGCUGCGGCAUCAAUGGAGGGCCGCAUGAGGAUGCUGGACGCCUGCUCGGCCCGGCCUGAGGGGCCCGAACAACAACAUUCAGAGAUGGGAGGCCCCUCAUCCCAAAUGGCCCCAGGACCCCAGGAGCCCCCCUGCCUGCCCUGCCCCGGGGACUUCCUGGGGGACGCCAUGGGCAACGAGCUGUUCAACUGCCGACACUUCAUCGGGCCCCACCACCACAUCACCAUAAUCACCACCACCAUGAAGGGUAAGACUAUCACCAUCUCUUUGCUUUCUUUACGCUAAUCUGUAUCUUCUCUAUAUCUCCUCUUUCACAAUGGUCUAUAUUUGGCACAUUUUCCUAGAGAGAUAAGGUUAUUUUAAGGCUUCUAUCCAACUACAGACCCCAACUAAGACAAACUGUCCGUGGCCGAUUCUACAUGUUGAAUCAGGACCAACUACUAGCAAUUAUGUCGGCGUCCAAAUGAGCUUAGAUAACAUCCAUAGACGGUUGAGUUGGCUGUAGUUGCAUAGAUGUGUAGAAGUGUGUCCAGUCAAUAAUUUCUACAUGUCAAGAGGAACUAGACAUACACUGAGUGUACAAAACAUUAGGGUACACCUUCCUAAUAUUGAGUUUCACUCCCCUUUACCCUCAGAACAGCCUCAAUUCAUCGGGGCAUGGACUCUACAAGGUGUCGAAAGCGUUCCACGGGGAUGCUGGCCCAUGUUGACUCCAAUGCUUCCCACAGUUGUGUCAAGUUGGCUGGAUGUCCUUUGGGUGGUGGACCAUUCUUGAUACACAUGGGAAACUGUUGAGCGUGAAAAACCCAGCAGCGUUGCAGUUCUUGACACACUCAACAUGGUGCACCUGGCACCUACUACCAUACCCUGUUCAAAGGCACUUAAAUAUUUUGUCUUGCCCAUUCACCCUCUGAAUGGCACACAUACACAAUCCAUGUCUCAAUUGUCUCAAGGCUUAAAAAUCCUUUAACCUGUCUCCUACCAUUCAUCUACACUGAUUUGAAGUGGAUUUAACAAGUGACAUCAAUAAUUGAUCAUAGUUUUCACCUUGAUUCACCUCGUCAGUCUGUCAUGGAAAGAACAAUGUUUUGGACAUUCAGUGUAAAUGUAACUGUUUUCCUUGCGACAUGAAACUAGGGCUUAUUCAAGUGACGAAAAUAUGCAUUGCCCUUCUAACAUUGAAUCAUCCGCCAGGCACAUGGUGGACGACAUGCUGAGCGCAGACGACGUGUCCUGCAGCAGCUCCCAGAUCAGCGCCAAGUCGGAGAAGAACAUGGCCGACUUUGACGGUGAGGAAUCUGGCUGUGAGGAGGAGCUGGUGCAGAUCAACUCGCACGCCGAGCUCAGCUCCCACCUGCAGCAGCACCUGCCCAACCUGGCCUCUAUCUACCACGAGCACAUGGUGCAAGGUAGGCUGCACUGCACGGUGCACCUAGGGUUGUGAAUUUACUGUAAUUUCCCCCAAAUUCCCAAGUUUCCCCGAAAUCGCGGUUGGAAAAUUCACGGAAUGCCGCAUUCACGGAAUGCCGCACUCACGGAACGGUGUACCCACUCAUUGCACACCGAUAACGUGCCUCAGUUUACAGCAGCAAGAAUCAUGUAGUUAUGGUUCUACUAAUCUUCCCAUCAUCUGGAUGGGUCAAUCCAGUUAAACGCUUUCACCAUCAGUUAAUCCCGUGUAGUUCAGUUGGUAGAGCAUGGUGCUGGCAACGCCAGGGUUGUGGGUUCGAUUCCCGUUGAGGACCAGUAUGGAAAAAAAGUCUGAAAUUGUAUGCACUCACUACUAUAAAUCGCUCUGGAUAAGAGCGUCUGCUAAACGACAAAUUAAAAGGAAAAAAAAUGGAAGAAAGAUCAGUGGACUUGCGUGCUGUGCCUGCUCAGAGCUUAUACCUGUAAACUUAAUCACUCGAUUUCAGUUGUUAACCUUGCAACAUUUUAAAGCAUGACAUUUUAGCAUGACAAAUUUGCAGUACAGUAAAUCUUUACUGAACAUUUUAUUAUGGCUCUCUUUCUCACCAGCGGCUAUGUUUUAUUCCUCUGCAGGCCCGCAGGUCCACAAGCACCAGUACUCUGGCCACGCCGUGACCGACAUCAACCUGGACAAUGUGUGCAAGAAGGGCAACACGCUGCUCUGGGACCUGGUGCAGGAUGAGGACGCGGUAAGAACCAUGACACUGGAUAACACCGUGCACUGAGAAAGCGUUCUGGUGGAGACUUCCUUUCAAUGGUAUUUUUUGCUGAAUAAAAGCAUGUAUAUGCUAGUAGUCAGACAGCCUUGAAGCCGAGCGGUAUAGAAGCAGGGUUUGAGUUCCCAGAAACAAACUACACAUUUUGUCGUGUAAAUGUUCAUUCACAAAAACAAAAAAAACCUCAACUUAUUUCAUCUAUAGCGUAAUAAACUGUCCAUGCUCUUUCAAGUUGUAGAGACAACAUAGCAUCGCAUGACUGCAAAUAUAUCUCCACAUGAUGGUAUUCUAUCAACAAUUGCACAAUUUGCACUGCAAUUUGUUGCAUACUCUAAUCACCGACAAAAAAACUAUCCACUAGUGUAUUUAGUUUUUGUUGACAUUUAGGGAAUAUACUGACAAUUUGACAGUUUCCAUCAGGCCUGUCAUUAGUUUUUAAUCCAUCGGGUACUUUACUCGCAUAAAAAUGGUUGGAUGGAAUCCUGGUUACUGUGUGGAAAACACGCUUUGUCAGCUACUAAAUACUCAACGUAUUAGGAGAGUGCAUCACUUCCUCCUUCAGGUUUCAAGGAGAAGCUAAUUUAUUAAUAAGGUUAGUUAUAAUAAUAAUAAUAAUAAUAAUAAUAAUAAUAAUAGUAAUAAUAAUAAUAUGCCAUUUAGCAGACGCUUUUAUCCAAAGCGACUUAGUCAGUCAUGUGUGCAUACAUUUUUACGUGUGGGUGGUCCCGGGGCUCGAACCCACUACCCUGGCGUUACAAGCGCCAUGCUCUACCAAUUGAGCUACAGAGGACCACAUCGCUAUUAGUUUAGGAUCUCUGUGAUAUUCUGAAGUCUGAAAAAGAUGCAAGUGACCUUUCUCCGUUCUUCCCUGUUCCAUCAGAUCCACCUGUCGGAGGGCCUGAUCAACGAGGCGGAGAAGCUGCUGUGCUCUCUGGUGUGCUGGUUUACCGACCGCCAGAUCCGCAUGCGCUUUAUCGAGGGCUGCCUGGAGAACCUAGCCAACCACAGGUACGUGUGUGUGUGUGUGUGUGUGUGUGUGUGUGUGUGUGUGUGUGUACGUGUGCAUAUAUGAGCGUGUAUGUCUGUGUGAACAACAUAGCUCUGAAAUGAAUUAAUGUGAAAUUAUUUUGUUAUAAGAUCCCUUCAUUGGCUAGCUAUUAUGUGAAACUUGCUUUGUGACUGCAUGCUUCUCUCGCUCUCACAGAUCCGUGGUCGUCUCUCUGCGCCUCCUUCCCAAACUUUUCGGCACUUUUCAGCAGUUCGGCUCCAGCUACGACACCCACUGGAUCACCAUGUAAGCAUCGCACCAUCAGCAUGAUUAGAACAGAUAAACGUUGUCCAUUACAUGGCAUCACCGAAUAUCAUUGACAAUGCAACAGCUUUGCACAUAUUGUGACCAUAACUCUGUGACGACAACUACUAUUUUUGUGACAUUGGGUGUGUUCGUAAAUUCACUUUGGAGUGCCAGAGUGCGGUCUGGGCGUUCGUAAAUUCAGAGCGUUGUCAGAUUGUCCGUUCGUAAAUUCAGAGCGCUUCGCACUCGGAGCGAGGAGUAGGGUUGAUCCGAGCAUUCUCAGGAGUGUUUUCACACGGCAGUCAAGCACCCAAGCUAACUGACAAAGUUGGCUAGCUUUGCUAGCUACUUCCAGACACAAAUGAGAGAACACCGCACUCUGACCGUUUUGCUCGCCCUAGCAGAGCUGGUUAGGCUGUUUUCAUGUAAUCCAGAGCAUUGCUGACUGUAACUGUGCUGCUGGCAAUAAUUUCAUUACGUUUUUUUGCCGACGUUUACUGACACCGGUCAUAUUCAACUGCUGUUGCGCGUUCGUAAAUCCGUCAGUUAUUCUGCGCUCUGGCACAGUCAGACGAGAGUGCUCAGAAAUCGGACGUCGAUACUGAAUUUACGAACGCACCCAUUUGAUGUUGUGUGUGAUGUCUUUCAGGUGGGCAGAGAAGGAGCUGCACAUGAUGAAACUGUUCUUUGAGAACCUGCUGCACUACAUCCAGGAAGUCCGAGAGCAGAGGCACAAGUUUGCCCUGUGAGUAACCCACCAAUUCUCUCCACUACACUACCCCCCCCCCGCCAUUGACAUUAUUGACUUUGCCUUGUAACAAUACAACGGUAACAGUCUUAUUACUGUGGAAUAUGGACAACAUAUUUGGUAACACAGCAUGUAUUGUAGGUAUACCGAUGUAACUACAACUGCAGCUUAUUAAGCCGACCAGUCUCGCUGCAGUGCGGUUCUGGUGUGCAAUGGCUGCAGACAGUGACUCUGUGGUUGUGUAUGUGGCCAGCUGGGAGGUGCUGGCCGCUUUAAGGGACCGCAGAGACAAAAUGACACGUGUGUUUUGUCCUGACAGAACUACAGAGGGUGUAGCUAGUCUUUUGAUUUCCUUUAUUUGAAAUGUGAAACGUGUUGAAAUGGACGUUAUAGUGAUGGUGCAAUACAAAAGGAAACGGAAUAGUUCAUUAUGAAUGAUGUUCUUUGAUUACUAUGCGAUCACAGGUAUGGCCACAGUGCGGAAGUCCAAGUACGCCUGCAGUUCCUGACUUGUGUCUUCUCCACCCUGGGCUCCCCGGACCACUUCAGUAAGUCAACAGGGUCGCGUUCAUUAGGCACCAAAUGGAACAAAACAGACUGAAACGGGGAGUGAACAACCGUCACUGGUCUAAUAAGAAACUCUGAUUCCAGCUUUCUGUUACAUUACCCAGUCUUCACAUACAGCUCAACAAACAUUCCCUAUCAUUCUCUGCCUCUGGCUGGCUACACCCUGGUGAUGGAAUUGACCCUAGAUGAGAUGUGUAACCCGAUGAGCUUCUCUCUCCUACAACAGAGACAUCAUUGUCCUCUGGAGUCUUUAGAGAGGGGUGACCGGAUCUACCUAGCUAGCUAGCUAACUCUGUUCAUAGCCGUGUGUGUGUGACUUUUGUGUAUGCGUGAAGGGGAGCUAAUAUCUGGGAUUUAGAGGUAGACUGGGAGACUCCCUGUUUUGGUGGCGCCUGAUCAGGACAUACAGAGUGCCAUUCUCCGUGAUACAAAAGGAAUAAUAGCAGAAUGUAAUACAUACUGCAGCCAAUUUUCUCUGGCAAACAUUUGUGUGUAUGUGAAAUUGUAAAUGUGGUGUCUAUCUGCGUGUGUGUUUGCGUCCAUUGUGGAUCCAGUGUUGGAGUGAUACGCUCAUCUUCCCCUUAAUAGUCUGAAGUGUGUGUUUGCGUCCAUUGUGGAUCCAGUGUGGGAGUGAUACGCUCAUCUUCCCCUUAAUAGUCUGAAGUGUGUGUUUGCGUCCAUUGUGGAUCCAGUGUGGGAGUGAUACGCUCAUCAUCCCCUUAUAGUCUGAAGUGUGUGUUUGUGUACCAACAUUUAGACACCAGUUAAGCUACUCCUCUCCGCAGCAGUGAAUGUGUGCAUAUAUAACAGGGUAUUUCUAUACGAACACACUAACAGCCCCUCCUCUCCCUCAGGACUGAGUCUAGAGCAGGUGGACAUCCUGUGGCACUGCCUGGUGGAGGAUGGAGAGUGUUACGACGACGCGCUGCACUGGUUCCUCAACCAGGUCCGCAGCAAAGACCAGCAUGCCAUGGGCAUGGAGACCUACAAACACCUCUUCCUGGAAAAGGUACGACCGGACUGGACUGGACCAUCUGGUCUUAGUGGGGAGGGGUGUCUGACAAGGGUCAUUCCAGCGUGGGUUGUGGUGUUGAUAGUGAACCUCAGUUUAAAAAAAAAACUAAACGAAUUGAUAGCUAGAAAAAAAAGAAUCAACUUUAGCUUGUGGACAGUCAUUUAAAACGUCCCAAAGUUGUCAAUUCGUUGUGAAAGGUAAUCGAAAAGUGAUUCAGUAGCCGGGGGAAACAAAUCGGAAAAGUUACCCAAAUCAUUGAAAAUCCUUGUCCUUAAAGCAUUGGCCUUAAAGUCGCUAAAGUCUAUCAUUGUAAUACCUUUUCCCCAUAACACCACCUGUGUUUCCUCAGAUGCCCCAGCUGAAGCCGGAGACCAUCAGCAUGACGGGCCUCAACCUCUUCCAGCAUCUCUGUAACCUGGCCCGUCUGGCCACCAGCGCCUACGACAGCGGCUCCAACUGCGAGGUACACACACACACACUUUAAAUACUUUAUUUGAAUCCACAAAUCACAUUACAGAGAAGGAUUCAAGCACACACACACACCUGAGUACAGUUGCUCAUACACACAUACACACAAACACACACAGUUUGUGUCGUCUCAGUUUGGUAAAUUCCAGGCCCGCCAUACCUCUCACUGAACCCUGCUGUCACCUUGUCAACAUUUAUAUGUGACCUCUAACCUUUGACCCCUCUGUAGCUGUGUGGCAUGGACCAGCUGUGGGGCAUCGCCCUCAGGGCCCAGUCUGCAGACAUCAGCCGAGCUGCCAUCCAGUACAUCAACUCCUACUACAUCAACGGUCAGUGGACCUCAGUUGGUACAUGGUUGAAGACUAUUAGUGGUAGUAGUAGUAUUUCUCUACCAUACCAUCCUUAUUUAUAUUGCAAAAAACAAAGUGAAAACCCUGUCCACAGCAGUGCGUCUAGAUCCAGGGGUUGGAUCCAAAACAUCCUAGUUUAUAGUCAUUAUAUUGAACGAGCGGUUUUAGAUGUUUGUGUAGAAGCUAAGCUUGUUUCAGCUUGCCUAUCAGGAGUCACCAUGAUGACCUACUGAUUCCGACUUUGACCGAUAUUGAUUGUGUGUGCGCGUGCCUUUCGGUUUGUCCGUCCGUCUCCCAGCUGGUAAGACAGGCCUGGAGAAGGAGCAGGAGUUCAUCAGUAAGUGCAUGGAGAGCCUGAUGAUGACCUCAUCCAACCUGGAGAAGGACGCCCACUCCAGCCUCACCGUCAUCGAGAGGGGCCUGCUCAUGCUCAAGACCCACCUGGAGGCUUUCCGACGCAGGUAGGGAGCGCGCACACACACACACACACAGAAACGCACGUACGCAAGCAGACACGCACAGAAACUCGCACACAGAGAAACACACACACACACACGCUCCUUAUCUCCAUCCUCUCAACCUACUUUAACUCCCGAACGUCUAAACUUAACCAAAACACUACUUAUUAUCAAUUAUAUUUCUGACUCACCUAGUGGAGAUCAUCCCUGGACCUGGAGAGCUACAGGACAAGUUCCAGUUCUCUUGGCCCAUCCACCCUUUACCCAAACUUUCCCCCCUCAACUCCCGCGCUAAUUUCAACUAGCACUAAGAACCGUGUCUCUCUUUGGCGCUCUCUCACUUUCUCUCUGCCCCCCAACACUCUGUUUGUCUCCUGCCCCCUCUCCAGGUUUGCGUACCACCUGCGUCAGUGGCAGAUCGAGGGCACGGGCAUCAGCAGCCACCUGAAGGCGCUCAGCGACAAGCAGUCUCUGCCACUGAGGAUCGUGUGCCAGCCCGCCGGCCUGCCCGACAAGGUACCCAAGAAAGUACCCAGCAUCUUGGUACUUAAUUAUUAACCCUUGGUCGAUUUGGCACACUCAAAUGCUCUUGUUGCUCUUGUGUUCUGUUGGGUUAGGAAAAAUCUACAGGCCACAAUGUCAAAAUGAAUGGGAACGAUUGGCGCAAGCUAAUUUCAUGCUUUAGUGGAGUAGAAAUGUUUGUUUUGAUACUACUGUGAAGAAUGCUGUUUUCAUUCUAGAUGUUUGUAAGGAUGUUUUUCUAACACUUUUUUCUGUUUGUUCGCCUGUGUGUUUGUGUCUGUCUGUCCGCAUGCCUUUGUCUCUGUGUGUGUGUGUAUAUGUGUGUGUGCACGCGCGUCUGUCCCUGCCUGUCUGCGUGUGUGUGUGUACGUUCCAUCCUGUGUGUCUGGUACCAGAUGACCAUCGAGAUGUACCCCAGUGACCAGGUGGCAGACCUGCGGGCCGAGGUGACCCACUGGUACGAGAACCUGCAGAAGGAGCAGAUGAACCAGCAGGCCCAGCUGCAGGAGUUUGGACAGAGCAGCCGCCAGGGGGACUUCCCAGGUCUGUCACCUCUCACCUUUUGUAGCGCCAAUACCAAUGGAGAAUCUCGAUUGCACUUGAUUCCUCCUUCCUCUCCUCGCUUUCUCAAAAUCCAUUGGAUGAGAAAGUCAGAGGGGAGGGACGUCUGACCUUCUCAUCCAAUGAAUUUUGAGGAGGGGAUGAGUAUGCGAUUGGAUGGAAUCAAGGAAAUGCAGUUGAGAUUCUCCCCCAGGCUGUUGCAUCCUUCUCUUUUGAAGUAAUCACUGAUCGCACAGUGUAUUUUUUCGCAGUAUUUUAGGAGUAUUCAAACAGGGCCUGUGUCGCAGUAGUCUUGAAUUGAAUUUAAUUCAAUUCAAUAGAUCUUCAUUGUCCCCAAGGGCAAUUCCUGUGCAGCGAAUGGUUUCCUCAUUAGAAAUGCAUGCUUCCUUUAGUGAUUUAUUGAAGUAAUCACCUCAGAAGGUAAGAUUACAGUUUCUAUCCAGUCCUUUCAGAUUUGAGUGAUGGUUAUUCAAUAAGGGAAAGGAGCAAGUUAAUUGAUCAGAAUCCGCUUUUAGUAUUGGGUGUUUCAACAGUCUGUGUGUUUCCUUAAGGUGGUUUGAUGGGUCCAGUCAGAAUGAUCUCCUCUGGCCAUGAGCUCACCACUGACUACGAUGAGAAGACCCUGCAUGAGCUGGGCUUCAAAGACAUGCAGGUAACUACUUACACACACUUGGCAGUCUGCACUUCGCACACUAGUGCCGGGAUUCAAUCCGAUCGCAGGUCAUUAAGCAUUGCGUCUUUUAAAGGCCAUUUCCGAUUUAGCCAACAUAUGCAGUGUUUACGUGAAUGAGAUCUCUUCUAACGCGGAAACAUUGCCUUUAAAAGCUGCAAUUCCUAUAACCCUCGAUUGGCCCCCCAUCUAUGGCACUCAUGCCCCUCCCUCCCUCCUUUACAGAUGGUGUUUGUCUCCCUGGGCGCCCCCCGGCGGGAACGUAAGGGCGAGGGGGUGCAGCUCCCGGCCUCGUGUCUCCCCCCGCCCCAGAAGGAACACAUCCCCAUGCUACUUCUUCUCCAGGAGCCCCACCUCACCACCCUAUUCGACCUGCUGGAGAUGCUGGCCUGCUUCAAACCCCCCAGUGCCCUGGGAGACAGCCCCGAGGUGGGUCAUGGAGUGUGUGUGUGUGGUGUGGGUUAGGGCUGUGUGUGAGGGGAUGUCGAGGGGGUGUGAGAUGCUGGCCUGCUUUAAGCCCCCGGCGCCCUGGGAGAGGGGGCCCUGGACAGUCCCAUGGUGUGUGUGGGGGGGGGGGGGAACAAAGUGUGGUUGGCAUGACGGGGUGUGUGUGUGAGGGGUUGUAUGUUGGGGGAAGAGUGGGGGAAUCCCCUUCGCAUCUCCAAAGUGUGCGUGACGGAGUAGAUAUGGGGUGUAUGUUUGGGGAUGGGUUUUGUGGUAUAAUCUUUAAAAUGUCUAUUAGAUGCCCUUAAUUAUAUAGCUAAGGAAAUAAGAGAGCAAUUCAUCAGAGCAUUUGAAAAAGCAGCUUGGAAAUGGCUACAUAGAAACCAGACUUGACAUACUCUCCAUCCGAUUAAAUGUAAAAUAGACUUUGAACAAAAAGCCCUUCCAGAAUAUAAAGUAGGCUGUUCCUUCCAGGUGCAUCAUGCAUAAUGCAUCACUACUGUCCAAUUCUCUUCUGACAGUCGUUUGAUAGUCCAGUAAAACGUACUGCAGGGUUGUGUCCCAAAUGGCAGCCCUGUUCCCUUCAUAGUGCACUACUUUUGACCAGGGCUCAUUAUGUUCUGGUUGAUAGUAGUGCACUAUAUAGAGAAUAGAUGCAAAAUUGUGCACUAUAUAGGGAAUAGGGUGCAAUUUGGGACUCAGCCCAGGUGUGUUAUACAUAGGAAGUAAGGUGCUCGUCUGUCAAAGUGUAUAUUUUAGUCACAGCGGCGGGAGCCGUCUCGUUUUGAAAUGCAAAGUCAUCCGGCGGUCAUUGCUUUUUAUAGUCUCCCUUCACAGGGACUCAGGGAAGGCCGAGAGAGGGGUUAUCCAGUGUGCUGUUUGUACUUCACUCACUCUCUCUCUUUUGCAUGCAUUUAUCCCUCUCUCUCCCCCCUCUUCACUUCCUCACAUCUAACACUCAUCUGAUCUGACCAGAACGUUAAAACAAUUACUUGAGGUAUUGACUGAGUGUGUGCCUGCCAUGGGCUGUGUUUAUAGGACUGCUUCAGGGCUGCUGCUCUGUGGCUGUGUGGUCUGUGGUGUAUCGGUAUGGGUUCUGUCACUGUGACAGCAGAAAAUAUUGAAUUUCUGUUCAAAUCUCAAAAUCAAGAUGUAUUAUAUUCUACUCCAGAACCUACGGUGUGAGGAGCUGCACCUCCAUGCUGAGAACCUGUCGAGGCGCGUCUGGGAGCUGCUCAUGCUGCUGCCCACCUGCCCCAACAUGCUGCUGGCUUUCCAGAACAUCUCAGACGACACAGUAUGUCACCUAUUCUCACACACACUCCCCUAUACACUGUCACACAGCUAUUUACACACUCCCCUACACACUGUCACACAGCUAUUUACACACUCCCCUAUACACUGUCACACAGCUAUUUACACACUCCCCUACACUGUCACACAGCUAUUUACACACUCCCCUACACACUGUCACACAGCUAUUUACACACUCCCCUACACACUGUCACACAGCUAUUUACACACUCCCCUACACACUGUCACACAGCUAUUUACACACUCCCCUAUACACUGUCACACAGCUAUUUACACACUCCCCUACACACUGUCACACAGCUAUUUACACACUCCCCUACACACUGUCACACAGCUAUUUACACACUCCCUACACACUGUCACACAGCUAUUUACACACUCCCCUACACACUGUCACACAGCUAUUUACACACUCCCCUACACACUGUCACACAGCUAUUUACACACUCCCCUACACACUGUCACACAGCUAUUUACACACUCCCCUACACACUGUCACACAGCUAUUUACACACUCCCUACACACUGUCACACACUACUUACAACACCUCCCCUACACACUGUCACACAGCUAUUUACACACUCCCCUACACACGGUCACACAGCUAUUUACACACUCCCCUACACACUGUCACACAGCUAUUUACACACUCCCCUAUACACUGUCACACAGCUAUUUAGUUGAGUUGUUGAAUCAGGUGUGCUUGUUCUGACCCGCUUUGCACACCAAUCAAACACAGGGACAUGAAUGACAACAUAAAGACAUGCGUCCUGUCUCGUGUGUUCUCUCUGUCUGUCCAUAGGGAGGCGAGGGUCUGUGCUGGAAGGACCUGCUGAGGAUCAAGAGCCCCCACAAGCUGCUGUACGCCCUGGAGAUCAUUGAGGCCCUGGGCAAACCCAACCGACGCAUCCACCGGGAGUCCACGGUACUACUGGGACUGCACACACACACACACACUUACUCUGUCACUCAAACACCUUUUUGCUCAUUCAUGAACACCCACAUUCACACACACACACACACACAUACAUAGAUUCACACUCAUAUGCAUACCCUUGCUCUGCUCACUGAUUCAAACACGCAUAUGAAUGACCCCUGUGUUGUCUGUCUCUGUCCAGGGGAGCUACAGUGACCUGUACCCAGACUCUGACGACUCCAGCGAGGACCAGAUAGAGAACAGUAAGAACUCCUGGAGCUGCAAGGUACGCCCCCUUAAACUGACUAACUCCCAUACUGUACACACUUGUACAAACCACUUAUCAAUCAAGUCAACUCAAUUUCCUAUUUCUCUCUCUCCUUUUACAGUUUGUGUCAUCUGGAGGGCUUCAGUUGCUGUUGGAGAUCUUCAACUCUGCCAUUCUGGAGCCCAAGGACCAGGAGUCUUGGACAGUGGUGGGUGGGAUCAGAAACACAUUAUAAUACAUGGAGGAAAUGGAAUAGUAUAGGUUGUAUAGAUUAAACAAAAUAAAGUUUCAGUACAUUAUACGUGAGUGGUAGUGAUUCUGUAAGAAAACAGUUAUUCACAUGUUUAAAAGUAACUGCGUUAUGCGGUGCCAAAGAGUUCCAAUUUCAAAGGGGACAAUCAUAAAGAAGUUAGAGAAACAUCGGGGGACAUGAACAUGACAGAAAUAAAGCCAUGUCAAACAUUGUUUUUAAGACAAUGUUCUGUAGUUAGUAUUGAGGGUUAACAUAGGUCAUAUCCCCCUCUCCCUCUCUCCUCCCUCAGUGGUUGUUGGACUGCCUGGCUUGCCUGCUUAAGCUCAUCUGCCAGUUUGCGGUGGACCCGGCCGACCUGGACCUAGCCUACCACGACGUCUUCUCCUGGUCGGGCCUCACCGACAGCCAGCGCAAAAGGGCUUGGCCUGGCAAGUCCCGCAAGUCCGCCGGCGACCACGGCAAGGGCCUGCAUAUCCCCCGCCUCACAGAGGUACGGUGGUCCUCAGCUGAAUGCUAAUAGCUUAUGCUAACCGCUAGGUGGGAAGUUGACAUCCUUAACUCUUCAUGCGCAGUACACAACCUUUCUUUCCACAGCUGUAGCACUUAAAAGAGAAAUGAUAAAGCGAUUUUGUAUUAUUUUGCCUCUUCUCUCCCUCUGAAGCAGUCUUCUAUUGCCUCCUCUUCUCUCCCUCUGAAGCAGUCUUCUAUUUCCUCCUCUUCUCUCCCUCUGAAGCAGUCUUCUAUUGCCUCCUCUUCUCUCCCUCUGAAGCAGUCUUCUAUUGCCUCCUCUUCUCUCCCUCUGAAGCAGUCUUCUAUUUCCUCCUCUUCUCUCCCUCUGAAGCAGUCUUCUAUUGCCUCCUCUUCUCUCCCUCUGAAGCAGUCUUCUAUUUCCUCCUCUUCUCUCCCUCUGAAACAGUCUUCUAUUGCCUCCUCUUCUCUCCCUCUGAAGCAGUCUUCUAUUGCCUCCUCUUCUCUCCCUCUGAAGCAGUCUUCUAUUGCCUCCUCUUCUCUCCCUCUGAAGCAGUCUUCUAUUGCCUCCUCUUCUCUCCCUCUGAAGCAGUCUUCUAUUGCCUCCUCUUCUCUCCCUCUGAUGCAGUCUUCUAUUGCCUCCUCUUCUCUCCCUCUGAAGCAGUCUUCUAUUGCCUCCUCUUCUCUCCCUCUGAAGCAGUCUUCUAUUGCCUCCUCUUCUCUCCCUCUGAAGCAGUCUUCUAUUGCCUCCUCUUCUCUCCCUCUGAAGCAGUCUUCUAUUGCCCACGGCUGUUUUCUCUCUCUGUGUACUUCCCUCCCUGUGGUGUCUUGGCCUCUACACGAACUUCAAAACUAUCCCCAUGGUUCAUUCUUUGUAUCAUUAACACUUGAUAAACCUUCCUUUUUUUUAUUGUCAGGUUUUCCUGGGCCUCGUCCAAGGCACCAACCUGAUCCAGCGGUUGAUCAACGUGGCCUACACCUACGACAACCUAGCACACAGGUGAGAGAACACAAAGACAACAACCCUGUUCCAAAUGUCACCCUAUUCCCUACAUGGUGCACUACUUUUGACCAGAGCCUUAUGGACCCUGUUCAAAAGUAAUGUAGUAUAUCAGGGAAUAGGGUGCCCUUUUCGGCAUAUCUAAGGACUCUGUUCCAAUAUCCAUGCUAUAGUAGCAUACUACUUAGUGUGAAGCAAUGUAUUGGGCAUGCAAUCUAAUUGGUAUGCUAGUAUGGACAUAGUAAUGUAGUUAACAUCACAAGUUUAAAAUGCCUUUGUACUAAAGUUGUCCCCUCAACCUGAUGUGUAUGUUUUACUCCCUGUUUUACUUGCAGAGUUUUGAAGGCCCAAUCAGAUCACCGGUCCCGUCAUGAAGGUGAGCUAGAUUUUACGAAUGCCUAAAUAAUGUUCAUCAACAUGAGAAAUGAAAAGCCCCACAGAUGUUUUUCACACACACAUUUUUCACAGAAAGUAAAUCUGUCAUAUCCUCCUAUCCAUAUUGUAUGUUCUUAAGCACAUUGUUCUUAGUCAUUUCACAUGUCUAAUGUGUUAUUCCUAUGUUCCAGUGACCCACUACUCCAUGUGGCUGCUGGUGAGCUGGGCCCACUGCUGCUCCACGGUCAAGUCCAGUCUGGCCGACAGCGACCACCUCCACGACUGGCUCAAGAAGCUCACCCUGCUGGUGCCGGAGGUGAGAUCUGGGGGAAUAUCAUGGGGCACUGACCCUCCGGAAAUGAUGAACAACUGGGAAUCUAGUAUUGUCUUCAUCUUGCUUUUGUUCCCCCGACCUAAAAACAUGGCUUCAGUUUGUUUCAGUGUAACAUUUGAGUAUUUCCGUCCCAAAAUGGGAAGAAUCUAGCUAUACCGCUGUUUGUUGAUUUGUUCACUAUCCUAUUUUGAUGCUACUGAAAUACUAACCAUUCUGUGCCCCAAUUGAUUCGUGUGACAUUGGUAACAACAUCAAAUAGAGGAAUGUAUUGCGUUAACGUGAGUGUGGUCUUUUGUUAUUCUCAGACGGCGGUGCGCCACGAGGCUUGUAACGGCCUGUACAAGCUGUCCCUGUCGGGUCUGGAGGGAGGAGAGUCCAUCAACAGGUCCUUCCUGCUGCUGGCCGCCUCCACGCUGCUCAAGUUCCUCCCCGACGCACAAGCCCUCAAACCGCUGCGGGUGGGUACAACACACAUACACACUUGCGCGUAUAGACAGAUGCAUACACACACACGCAUUGAAACGUACACACACACACUAGCACAAUUUUGUUGUACUGUUUACUGACAAAAACAAAUGUGUUCAGUGUGGGUUAUUCAAUUCCUUGGUCACGUCAAGUUACACAUACCUAAUAUAAGUAGAAGGGCUCUGUAAUUGAUGGUGUGUGUGUUUAGGUGGAGGACUAUGAAGAGGAGCCGGUGCUGAGGACGGGCUGUAAGGAGUACUUCUGGCUGCUGUGCAAGCUCAUCGACAACAUCCACGUCAAAGACGCCAGCCAGACCACCCUGUUGGACCUGGAUGCGUUAGCCAGACACCUGGCCGACUGCAUACGGAGGUGAGUCCAAGAUGAAUCGAAGACCAGGUCUGCGUCUGAAACGGUACCCUAUUGCCUGUUUAGUGCACUACCUUUGGACCAUGGGCCCGGGUCAAAAGUAGUGCACUGUAUAGGAAAAAGGGUGCUGUUUUCAGACACAACCCAGGUCUCUCUUGAAAUAUGUAUUUGAUGUGCGAUGGCUUGCGUUGUCCACAUUCUUGCUGGAGUAUUAAGGCCAGCUCAGUUCAAAUACAUUAGACAAGACUGUUUUAAACCAGUUCUACACUGAAGUUUGCUUGAUCAAACAUUGACCUGUCUCCCGCUCCCCAGCCGUGAGAUCCUGGACCAGCAGGACGGCGCAAUCGAGGACGACGGCCUCACAGGCCUCCUGCGCCUCGCCACCAGCGUCCUCAAACACAAGCCUCACUUCAAGUUCUCCCGCGAGGGCCAGGAGUUCCUGCGCGACGUCCACAACCUGCUCUUCCUCCUUCCCAGCCUGGCCGACCGCGCCCAGCCCAAGUGCAAGUCGCACGCGGCCCGCGCCGCCGCCUACGACCUCCUGGUGGAGACCGUGAAGGGCUCGGUGGAGAACUACAGGCUGCUCCACAACUGGGUCAUGUCCCAGCACAUGCAGAGUGAGAAGAACCUUUUGCAACCGUUGAAAAUGCUACUAGGAAUAUUUGUCAAUGAGAGUAAUGCAUUGGUGGGAAGGCCCAAGGGAAUACAAUGGGUAUUGAAUUUACAUUUUUCGUGUGGAAAUACUAUACGCUGGUUUUAAACAAACAACCAAAUAGCAUCCCUUUGAAGUAAGGCAUUCCUGUUGGUAAUGUCUGCUCCAUGGAUUUCCAUGACCGGAUCAAAUGAGCGCGGAGCAAGUUGGUUUAUUAAAGUUUGAGGUCACAUUUUUUGAAAAUGAUUAGGAUACAAUGUACAUGUUUGAGCAUCAUCAAACAAUCUUAAAUCCAGUAUAUUCUAUUAGGCUCCUGAAAGAUAUGAAAAUUUGUGUUGAUGUUAAUUAAAUGGUCAUUUCUACCUCCCCCCAGCCUCUCACGCCCCGUACAAGUGGGACUACUGGCCCCACGACGACGUGCGUGCCGAGUGUCGCUUCGUGGGCCUCACUAACCUGGGGGCCACCUGCUACCUGGCUUCCACUAUCCAACAGCUCUACAUGAUCCCUGAGGCACGCCAGGCCGUCUUCACUGCAAAGGCCAGUCCUCUAAAUACUAUUGUCCUCUUUCUCUCUCUUGCUUUUCUUACGCCUCUCUUUUUCUCUCUCUUUCUCUGUUUCUUUCCUGUCUUAUUCUCUCUCUCUAUUAGUGAUUGUAAUGGAUGAUAUUACAAUGGUUCCUUUUUCACAGUGCUGUAGGUUGUAUGGGGCAAUUUCACCUCAUCCACCGCUUGUAUAUAGCACUCAUCUGGAUGAUACACGGCAGCCAUUUUGUACUAGAAUGCUCAUUUCACUCCCUGUGCCACCUGAAGAAUGCUUUGCUAUUGAAGUUGUGAAUGUUGUUUAUUAAUGAGAGGUGUGUUUUUCCAUUUCCAGUAUGCAGAGGAGAUAAAGCACAAGACCACAUUACUGGAGCUCCAGAAGAUGUUCACCUAUCUCAUGGUACGCAGCCGCUCUCUCUCUUUCAGCCCUCAUCUAUCUUCUCAGUCCAUUGACAAGAACAGACAGACAUUGUCCCCAUAGAGACUCAGCUACUUUAUAUUUGCUCCACUCAUCUCUUUCUUCCAUUUACUCAUUCUUCUCCUCUCUCCAUCCCUCGUUCCAGGAGAGUGAGAGGAAGGCGUACAACCCCCGUCCGUUCUGUAAGACCUACACCAUGGACAAGCAGCCCCUGAACACGGGCGAGCAGAAGGACAUGACCGAGUUCUUCACCGACCUCAUCACCAAGAUAGAGGAGAUGUCCCAGGACCUGAAAAACACAGUGAAGACGCUCUUUGGAGGGGUUAUCACCAACAAUGUGGUCUCGCUGGUAAGAAUCACUAUACUCUUUUUACCGGCAACAUUUCCGUAGUGCAAAACUCAUUGUAAACCGCAUUCAAUCACACUGCGAGAUUGUUUACCGUCUUUUUUGCGCUUUGCACAAUUCCUUUGCACUACAAAAAUUCACUACAGAAUGUUGCUCUGUGUGUGUGUGUGUGUGUGUGUGUGUGUUGGAGUGUGUAUGUGUGUAAUGCCAUUCUCAUUCAACUAAUUUUUUCUGUCCAACAGGACUGUGACCACGUGAGUCAGACAGCCGAAGAGUUCUACACAGUCAGGUGCCAAGUGGCCGACAUGAAGAACAUCUACGUAAGUACAACAUCGCCAACAACAUUGUUCACUUUGUUUAGAAGUGCUACCAAGUGUUAUAGACUGGGGUUUAUCUUCCAAUCACACUGUAGUAUCACACUGCUGCCUUCAAUUCAGGUUGAAAUUCUUCCUCUUGCAAAUGGCAACUUCUCCUCAACUCAUCCUAUGUCAUACUCUGUUAGUCUGGUGUGUUUUCUAUGCUCCUAGGUCUUGUUCAUACAGUACUGCUUGGCAUGUUGGUGGAGACCUGAUUGUGUCUUUGUGUUUCCUCAGGAAUCUCUGGACGAGGUGACCAUCAAAGACACUCUGGAGGGGGACAACAUGUACACCUGCUCCCAGUGUGGCAAGAAAGUACGCGCAGAGAAGAGGUGAGUCGACGACAAACCUCCUGAAGAGGACCCUGCUGGUCGAAAUGCGUUGUGUACUUUUUCUACAGAAAAUAAGCCAACCAUAAUCAAUUGGCAGUUAUAGUUGUAUACUAGACAUUUUUUGAAAUGGUUAGCUGGUUUUCCACCAGUUGAUGUUGGUUUACCGUUUGAAAGAAUAACUGUUAUUGACAUCUCUAGUUUCUCUCUUUUUGACCUGUGCUUCUAUUAAUCGCCUUUCCCUUUCUCGAUCCUUCUCCUUCCAGGGCGUGCUUCAAGAAGCUGCCUCGCAUCCUAAGCUUCAACACCAUGCGCUACACCUUCAACAUGGUCACCAUGAUGAAGGAGAAGGUCAACACGCACUUCUCCUUCCCCCUGCGCCUCGACAUGACCCCCUACACUGAGGACUUCCUCAUGGCCAAGGGCGACAGGAAAGAGGGUACGUGUCACUUCCUGUUCCAACAGGCCCCCAACCACCUGAUUGGUUCUCAUAGGCCCUGUUCUACAGUGCAUUUGGAAAGUAUUCAGACCCCUUUUUACACUUUUUGUUACGUUACAGCCUUAUUCUAAAAUUGAUUAAAUAGUUUUUUCCCCCUCUUCAAUCUACACACAAUACCCCAUAAUGAGAAAGCAAAAACAGGUUAUAUCACAUUUACAUAAGUAUUCAGACCCUUUACUCAGUACUUUGUUGAAGCACCUUUGGCAGCGAUUACAGACUUGAGUCUUCUUGUGUAUGAUACUACAAGCUUGGCACACCUGUAUUUGGGGAGUUUCUCCCAUUCUUCUCUGCAGAUCUUCUCAAGCUCUGUCAGGUUGGAUGUGGAGCGUCGCUGCACAGCUAUUUUCAGGUCUCUCCAGAGAUGUUCAAUCGGGUUCAAGUUCGGCUCUGGCUGGGCCACUCAAGGACAUUCAGAGACUUGUCCCGAAGCCACUCCUGCGUUGUCUUGGCUGUGUGCUUAGGUUCGUUGUCCUUUUCAGCAAGGAUCUCUCUGUACUUUGCUCUGUUCAUCUUUCCCUCGAUCCUGACUAGUCUCCCAGUCCAUGCCGCUGAAAAUCAUCCCCACAGCUUGAUGCUGCCACCACCAUGCUUCACCAUAGGGAUGGUGCCAGGUUUCCUCCAGACGUGACGCUUGGCAAUCAGGCCAAAGAGUUCAAUCUUGGUUUCAUCAGAACAGAGAAUCUUGUUUCUCAUGGUCUGAGAGUCCUUUAGGUGCCUUUUGGCAAACUCCAAGCGUGCUGUCAUGUCCAUUUUACUGAGCAGUGUUUUCUGUCUGGCCACUCUACCAUAAAGGCCUGAUUGGUGGAGUCCUGAAGAGAUGGUUGUCCUUCUGGAAGGUUCUCCCAUCUCCACAGAGGAACUCUGGAGCUCUGUCAGAUUGACCAUCGGGUUCUUGGUCACCUCCCUAACCAAGGCCCUUCUCCCCUGAUUGCUCAGUUUGGCCGGGCGGCCAGCUCUAGGAAGAGUCUUGGCGCUUCCAAACUUCUUCCAUUUAAGAAUGAUGGAGGCCACUGUGUUCUUUUGGGACCUUCAGUGCUGCAGAAAUGUUUUGGUACCCUUCCCCAGAUCUGUGCCUCGACACAAUCCUGUCUCGGAGCUCUAAUGACAAUUCCUUUGACCUCAUGGAUUGGUUUUUGCUCUGACAUGCACUGUCAACUGUGGAACCUUGUAUAGACAGGUGUGUGCCUUUCCAAAUCAUGUCCAAUCAAUUGAAUUUACCACAGGUGUACUCCAAGUUGUAGAAACAUCUCAAGGAUGAUCAAUGGAAACAGGAUGCACCUGAGCUCAAUUUCGAGUCUCAUAGCAAAGGGUCUGAAUACUUAUGUAAAUAAGUUAUUUCUGUUUUUUAUUUUUUAUAAAUUUGUAAACAUUUCUAAAAACCUGUUUUCGCUUUGUCAUUAUGGGGUAUUGUGUGUAGGUAGAGAUUUUUUUUCAUAUAAAUCAAUUUUAGAAUGAGGCUGUAACGCAACAAAAUGUGGAAAAAGUCAAGGGGUCUGAAUACUUUCCGAAUGUACUGUAAAUUCACUUGUAGCACUAUACUACAUCCCUGUGUAGCUCAGUUGGUAGAGCAUGGCGUUUGCAACGCCAGGGUUGUGGGUUCGAUUCCCAUGGGGGGCCAGUAUGACAAAAAACAAAUGUAUGCACACACUAACUGUAAGUCGCUCUGGAUAAGAGCGUCUGCUAAAUGACGUAAAAUGUAAAUGUAAAAUAUACUGUCUAGUCAGUGUAUUUGAAUGAAUAGCAAUAUGCGGAUAGUUCCUUUUUCCUAGCCUGCAGAAAAAGGACAAAUGUGCUGGAGAGAAAAACAAAUAUGUGAAAACAAAGUAACGUCUGCAACUCUAAUGCUCCCCAGUGAUUUAUAGGCAAUAUAAAAAGUUUUGCUCUUGGUAUCUUCGUCAGGUCCACCUAGCCUAUCAGAGGGCAAGCUAAGUGGCGCAACGAGCGUAUAUCCUAUUGUAGCUAUCCAACCAAUAAUUGGAGGAGUGGGUUACUCAUUGAUGUGGUCCGCUAUGUCCUACUACAGGUUUCCGGGAGGAGGGCGAGGCUAAGGUGGCGGAGAGCUACGAGUACGACCUCAUCGGCGUCACGGUGCACACGGGCACGGCGGAUGGCGGCCAUUACUACAGCUUCAUCCGAGACAUCGUCAACCCGCACGCCUACAAGAAUAACAAGUGGUGAGGAAUAUCUCUGGGUCUAGUAUUGAAAUCAGCUCCGUAGGGAAUUUUUAAAAAGAUGUCUCGUGUUAUGGCCUUACGAUACAAUAUACUUUAUUGUCCAUUUACAUGGAAAUUCAUGACUUGCAAUUGGUUGAUUUCAUGGCACUGUGCUACACCUGGGUUCGUUUUCGGCAGGUAGCUUAGUGGUUAAGAGCGUUGUGCCAGUAACCGAAAGGUCGCUGGUUCUAAUCCCUGAGCCGACUAGGUGAAAAAUCUGUCUGUGCCCUUGAGCAAGGCACUUAACCCUUGCUCAUGUAAGUCGCUCUGGAUAAGAGCGUCUGCUAAAUGACUUAAAUGUAAAAAAAAAAAAAUGUUUAAUUAGGGUGUACAACCGACUGUCAUUAACUUAAUUCGCUUGCUUUUCUCAGGUACCUAUUCAACGAUGCCGAGGUGAAGCCCUUUGACUCGGCCCAGCUAGCCUCCGAGUGCUUCGGUGGAGAGAUGACGGUAAAUCCUGAAAUAAAGACAAAGCUCCCAAUGUUUUACUGUUAAUUCAUACUUUUCGAUAUUGAAAUGUUUCAUCUCACCAACAUAUUUUUCUUUUAGACAAAAACGUACGACUCUGUCACCGACAAGUUCAUGGACUUCUCCUUUGAGAAGGUCAGUUUCCUUGUAAAUCAUUUUCUAAUGUGACAUUUUUGUUUAAAAAAUGGGUUUAAAAGUUGACAGUUUGUCAUGUCUCUCCCUCCAGACCCACAGUGCUUACAUGCUCUUCUAUAAGAGAGUGGAGCUAGAGGAGGAGAAUGGCAAGGACUUCAACUUCGACGUUUCUCCAGAUCUACUCGAGGUACCUGGCUGGUUACGAUCUCGUAGCCUCUCCUUUCUCACAUUCUUUAUUCUCUCAAAACGUUGAAAUGAUUAUUCUGACGUCUUCUUUUCUCUACUCAGUGGAUUUGGCAAGACAACAUGCAGUUUCUUCAGGACAAGAACAUUUUCGAGCACACGUACUUUGGGUCAGUGAUACAUUUUUGUACCAGCCAUCAUGACUGCACCUUUUCUGAAGCUAGAAUGCAGAUGUGAUAUUAUUGAGAGUCUUAUGUUAACAGCACUUUGCUUGGGUGCCCAAGACUUGACCCUGAAAUAUAUAACUAAAUCGAUUUUACUUAUGAAGUACUGUCUCAAUUAUAGCUCAUAUGCAAUGAAAUAUGAAUGUGGUCUUGAUCUAUUAACAUAGUGCAGGAUGAAGUGCUGCCUUGGUGUAUAAACUGGUCUGAGAUCAGUGUUGUGACUCUCUCUGUACUCCUAUCUACAGGUUCAUGUGGCAGCUUUGUAGCAGCAUCCCCAGCACUUUACCAGACCCCAAAGCCAUCUCCCUCAUGACCGCCAAGGUACGACCACACUCCACUAAACCCUUAUUCUCAACCAUUAGAAAAUCCUUUAACUUUUCACCGAUAUAUUUUUAUGGCUUUACCGUUACACUUUGAAUAUACAGUACUGUCCACUCUCACACCUCUCAUCCUUGAUUACAGCUUAGCACAUCAUUUGUCCUGGAGACGUUCAUUCACUCCAAGGAAAAGGUGAGUUGUCCUUCCUUUACUGUCAGUGGACGGCUCCCUCUAGUCGCCAGCCUCAAUUGCAAUCUCUAGUUAUUUUUCAGUGAUUAUUUUUUGCUCUGUUUUACGGUGUGGAAGAUGGUCUGUAACUUAUGGCAAGAGUUUGUCUAAAGUUGGUCUGUGUGUGUUUUCAGCCAACCAUGCUGCAGUGGAUCGAGCUACUGACCAAACAAUUCAACAACAGCCAGGCGGCCUGCGAGGUACAUUUACUGUUUAUUGAGGCACAAAUCAGCUACCACAUAUUGUGCUGAAUGGUUUUCAAUCAUUAGCAGGGUAAUUGCUAACUUCCUGUUUUUAUGUCGUCAUGGUCUUUCAGUGGUUUUUGGACCGCAUGGCUGAUGACAACUGGUGGCCCAUGCAGAUCCUCAUCAAGUGCCCCAAUCAGAUUGUUCGGCAGGUGAGAGCCCCAAUCAGAUUGUUCUGCAGUCACUCACACACACACACACACACACACUCACACUCACACUCACACUCACACUCUCUGCCCUGUGGUCCGCCAUCAGAUGUUCCAGAGACUGUGUAUCCACGUCAUCCAGAGGCUACGGCCAGUCCACGCCCACCUCUACCUACAACCUGGCAUGGAGGACGGGUAGGAACGAUCACUUAUCUACCAAUCAAUCAUCCACCCAGUCAAUCAGUCACUCACAACUGAGAAACAUAUUCAUUUGUAAGCUUUAUAGUGUAAUUUUUUUUUUUUAAUCCCACAUUAAACUAGCUUCUGAUAUCCCAUGAGUAGUCUAUAACGUGGCUCUUGAACUGAUAAUGGUUUGCUGCCGCUAGAGGCGUUGCAGCGUGACAUAACCGUGUUGUCUGUGUCAUUAGAUGGCUGAGAGAAAGGUGCCAUGUGUUACCUAGUUGCCCUAGCACUGUGGCCACUUGGAGAGUUUUGUGGCACAACAUUUGAGCAAAAUGGUCAUUAACCAAAGAUGUUUCGAUUUAUAAUGUUCUGGAAAAACUCAGGGAAAACUCCCAAGUUUAAUUCCACUGUAUCACCUGGGUCAUGUUCAUUAGGGUACUCAACAGAGAAUGUUUCAAAAUGCUUUGCAACAGAAAACGAAAUUGAGAGUUUAGGUUUAAGUCUAGGUAGUCCCUUUCUGUUUCAGUCCAUUUUUCAUUUGUUUGGUACCUAAUGAACAUGACCUGACAAGUUGCCUGAUGUCACUUCCUCUUCCUGUGUGUGGACCUCCAGGUCUGAUGAUAUGGACGGGCCGGUGGAGGACAUCGGCAGCCGCUCGUGCGUGACGCGCUUCGUCAAGACGCUGCUGUCCAUCAUGGAGCACGGUGUCAAGCCCCACAGCAAACACCUGACUGAGUACUUCGCCUUCCUCUACGAGUUCGCCAAGAUGGGAGAGGAGGAGGUGGGUCGUUGAUAACAGUAGUCGUUUUAUAGGAAUAUACUUUUGACACUUUUAACCAAAAGGACUUAAGUGUGUAAAAAUGUAUUCGCUGUAGUGUAAGUUUGAGUCCCAAAUGGCACCCUAUUGCCUACAUAGUGCACUACAUAGUGCACUACUUUUGACCAGAGCCUGCUCUGUGAGUGCGUACAUUUUCAGUAGGUUUUCUGUGAUUCCUGCAGGGCUUGAACCCAUGACCUUGGCAUUACCUCACCAAGAUACAUGGCUUGAAGGGGUUUUAGAGGACACUGUUUUUGCUAACAGUCUGUUUGUUUUCUCUAUUCUCAUACUUCCAGAGUCAGUUCCUUCUGUCCCUACAAGCCAUUUCCAUCAUGGUGCACUUCUACAUGGGCACCAAGGGGCCUGAGAACGUAAGUAUACACUAGUUGUGUGUGUGUGUACCUGUGUGUGUAUGUUUCUGUGCUUGUGUGUAAUGACCUGGUCCCCCCAGCCCCAGGUGGAGGUGCUGUCUGAGGAGGAGGGAGAAGAGGAGGAUGAGGAGGAGGACAUCUUGUCCCUGGCGGAAGAGAAGUACCGCCCGGCCGCCUUGGAGAAGAUGAUAGCCCUCAUCGCCCUGCUGGUGGAACAGUCCCGCUCUGAGAGGUAGGGCACAGACGGGCACAGACGGGCAUGGCAUAGCACCACUUGGGACAUAGGAAAGCAGUAUAUAAUAUGGCACAGGGAUUUUACCUGCUACUAGAAAAGUGAGAUUGGUCAAUGUUACGGGAUGAUUUGAGGAUCACCCCGAACUAGACAAAUUUGGUUUUGUACAUUUGCUGGGUCACUGGAAAUGUUCAUAGCUUUGUCACAGCACAAAAUUGUGUUGGUAAUACUGCCCAAAAGUAAGCUGUAAAUACUACCACAUAGCACCCUAUUUAUUCGCUGUUGUCAGUUUUCAAAUCACCCCCCUCCUUCAUUUCACCUUCUUUCUUCUCCCCCUUUCUCCCUCUCCCCCUCUCUCUCUCCCUCUCUCUCUCUCCAGACACCUGACUCUGUCUCAGAGUGACAUGGCAGCCCUGACCGGGGGGAAAGGCUUCCCCUUCCUCUUCCAGCACAUCCGAGACGGCAUCAACAUCAGGCAGACCUGCAACCUCAUCUUCAGCCUGUGUCGCUAUAACAACCGCCUGGCCGAGCACGUACGUUUAACAGAUGCGCCAACACACACAAACCAAUCCGCACACACACCAACCAAUGCACACACACACAAACAAACACGUUGCCGUUGUUAAUGGCAGACCCUGGCCGUGAUCCCACUCUCCGAGGUUGUCUCAGGGAGAGUUGGGAUUUGCAGAAAAUACAUUUCCAAUUCGUAUUAAUACACACUUUUACAUGUUUGAAAUAUGACAAAUAUAAGCACCCACCUUAUUAUUAUUAUUAUUAUUAUUAUUAUUAUUACUAUUAUUACUAUUAUUACAUACAGGCACAUACAGUGUAUUUCUAAUCUAAUUUCUCCUGUGUUCUGUUCCAGAUUGUAUCCAUGCUCUUCACCUCUAUCGCUAAACUGACGCCUGAGGUAAGCACUGAUGUGAGAACCUACCCUUUUAAUACAUAAUGCUCUCAAUUUAUUAUCCAACUCAAUUAUUAGUUUGUACAAAUCUUAAUUUAUCCCUCUAAUUUUCUCUUCUUCUUUCUCUCCAUCCCUCUCUCUCACCCCCCUCUCUCCCACUCCUUCUCUCCCUCUCCAUCCCUCUUUUAGGCAGCAAACCCUUUCUUCAAGCUGCUCACCAUGCUGAUGGAGCUGUCAGGUGGUCCUCCAGGCAUGCCUUCCUUCGCCUCAUACAUACUACAGAGGAUCUGGGAGGUACGGUCAUGCACACACACACACACACACACACACACACACACACACACACAAUAAAAUCAAAUGUUAUUUGUCACAUGCUUCGAAAACAGCAGGUGUAGACUAACAGUCACCCUUAUGGGUCCUUCCCAACAAUGCAAAGAGAAAAAUAGAAAAGUCAUAAUACGAGGAAUAAAUAACGCUAACUUGGCUAUAUACAUGGGGUACCAGUACCAAGUCCAUGUGCAGGGGUACAUGGUAAUUGAGGUAGAUAUGUACAUAUAGGUAGGGCCAAAGUGACUAGGGAACAGGAUAGAUAAUAAGCAGUAGCAGCAGCGUAUGUGAUGAUUCAAAAGAGUUGGUGCAAAAAGGGUCAAUGCAGAUAGCUAUUUGGUUAACUAUUUAGCUGUCUAAUGGCUUGGGGGUAGAAGCUGUUCAGGGUCCUGUUGGUUUCAGGCUUGGUGCGUCGGUACCGCUUGCCGUACAGUAGCUGAGAGAACUGUCUAUGACUGGGUGGCUGGAGUCUUUGGCCAUUUUUAGGGCUUUCCUCUGACACCGCCUGGAUGGCAGGGAGCUUGGCCCCAGUGAUGUACGCACUGCCCUCUGUAGCGCCUUGCGGUCGAAUGCCAAGCAGUUGCCAUACCAAGCAGUUGCCAUACCAAGCAGUUGCCAUACCAAGCGGUGACACAGCCAGUCAAGAUGCUCUCAAUGGUGCAGCUGUAGAUCUUUUUGAGAAUCUGAGGGCCCAUGCUCGUCAUCGGUGAUCAGGCCUACCACCGUCGUGUCGUCAGCAAGCUUAAUGAUGGUGUUGGAGUUAGGCAUUGCCACGCAGUUGUGAGUGAACAGGGCGGACAGGAGGGGACUAUGCACGCACCCCUGAGUGGCCCCUGUGUUGACGGUCAGCAUGGUGGAUGUGUUGUUGCCUGCCCUCACCACCUGGGGGCGGCCCGACAGGAAGUCCAGGAUCCAGUUGCAGAGGGAGGUGUUCAGUCCCAGGGUACUGAACUUAAUGAUGAGCUUGGAGGGUACAUAGUCACAGGUUCAUCUGAUUCAUUGUUCAUUAUCAAGUUACUUCAGUUGAACAUCAAUUUAUCCAUAUAUUUGUCCAUAACCCACUUUAUGAAGUUAUUUCAGUUGAUCUUGAUGUCGUUGCCUAAAAUAUUCAAAAUCGUAUCCUUUUGUGUGUGUUCUCUCCCAGGUGAUAGAGUACAACCCAAGUCAGUGUCUGGACUGGUUGGCGGUGCAGACCCCCAGGAACAAGCUGGCUCACAGCUGGGUGCUGCAGAACAUGGAGAACUGGGUGGAGCGCUUCCUACUGGCCCACAACUACCCCCGUGUCCGUACCUGUAAGAACACUUGUGAUGUCUCUCUCUCUCUUUCUCUGUCUCUUGCUGUUUCUGUCUGGAAGUUCUUACUAACUACACUACAUUGCCAAAAGUAUGUGGACACCUGCUCGUCGAACAUCUCAUUCCAACAUCAUGGGCAUUAAUAUGGAGUUGGUCCCACUUUGCUGCUAUAACAGCCUCCACUCUUCUGGGAAGGCUUUCCACUAGAUGUUGGAACAUUGCUGCGGGGACUUCCAUUCAGCCAAAAGAGCAUUAGUGAGGUUGGGCGGUUAGGCCUGGCUCGCUGUCGGCGUUACAAUUCAUCCCAAAAGUAUUUGAUGGGGUUGAGGUCAGGGCUCUGUGCAGGCCAGUCAAGUUCUUCCACACUGGUCUCGACAAACCAUUUCUGAAUGGACCUCGCUUUGUGCACGGGGGCAUGCUAAAACAGGAAUGGGCCUUCCCCAAACUGUUGCCACAAAGUUGGAAGCACAGAAUCGUCUAGAAUGUAAUUGUAUGCUGUAGCGUUACGUUUUCCCUUCACUGGAACUAAGAGGCCUUGCCCGAACAUGAAACACAGCCCCAGACCAUUAUUCCUCCUCCACCAAAUCACAAAUUGGUGCGUUCACCCUAUAGCCAGUGGGAUAACCACUUUACAAUUGGGGGGGGGGGGGGGGGUAGAAGGAUUCCUUUAUCCUAUCCCAGGUAUUCCUUAAAGAGGUGGGGUUUCAAAUGUCUCCGGAAGGUGGUGAGUGACUCCGCUGUCCUGGCGUCGUGAGGGAGCUUGUUCCACCAUUGGGGUGCCAGAGCAGCGAACAGUUUUGACUGGGCUGAGCGGGAACUAUGCUUCCGCAGAGGAAGGGGAGCCAGCAGGCCAGAGGUGGAUGAGCGCAAUGCCCUCGUUUGGGUGUAGGGACUGAUCAGAGCCUGAAGGUACAGAGGUGCCGUUCCCCUCACUGCUCCAUAGGCAAGGACCAUGGUCUUGUAGCGGAUGCGAGCUUCAACUGGAAGCCAGUGGAGUGUGCGGAGGAGGGGGGUGACGUGAGAGAACUUGGGAAGGUUGAACACCAGACGGGCUGCGGCAUUCUGGAUGAGUUGUAGGGGUUUAAUGGCACAGGCAGGGAGGCCAGCCAACAGCGAGUUGCAGUAGUCCAGACGGGAGAUGACAAGUGCCUGGAUUAGGACCUGUGCCGCUUCCUGUGUAAGGCAGGGUCGUACUCUCCGAAUGUUGUAGAGCAUGAACCUGCAGGAGCGGGUCACCGCCUUGAUGUUGGCGGAGAACGACAGGGUGUUGUCCAGGGUCACGCCUAGGCUCUUCGCACUCUGGGAGGAGGACACAGCGGAGUUGUCAACCGUGAUGGCGAGAUCAUGGAACGGGCAGUCCUUCCCCGGGAGGAAGAGCAGCUCCGUCUUGCCAGGGUUCAGCUUGAGGUGGUGAUCCGUCAUCCAUACUGAUAUGUCUGCCAGACAUGCAGAGAUGCGAUUCGCCACCUGGUUAUCAGAAGGGGGAAAGGAGAAGAUUAGUUGUGUAUCGUCAGCGUAGCAAUGAUAGGAGAGACCAUGUGAGGAUAUGACAGAGCCAAGUGACUUGGUGUAUAGGGAGAAAAGGAGAGGGCCUAGAACUGAGCCUUGGGGGACACCAGUGGUGAGAGCACGUGGUGCGGAGACAGCUUCUCGCCACGCCACUUGGUAGGAGCGACCGGUCAGGUAGGACGCAAUCCAGGAGUGAGCCGCGCCGGAGAUGCCCAGCUCGGAGAGGGUGGAGAGGAGGAUCUGAUGGUUCACGGUAUCAAAGGCAGCAGACAGGUCUAGAAGGACAAGAGCAGAGGAGAGAGAGUUAGCUUUAGCAGUGCGGAGAGUCUCCGUGACACAGAGAAGAGCAGUCUCAGUUGAAUGACCAGUCCUGAAACCUGAUUGGUUUGGAUCAAGAAGGUCAUUCUGAGAGAGAUAGCAAGAGAGUUGGCUAAAGACGGCACGCUCAAUAGUUUUGGAAAGAAAAGAAAGAAGGGAUACUGGUCUGUAGUUGUUGACAUCAGUGGGGUCGAGUGUUGGUUUUUUGAGAAGGGGAGCAACUCUCGCUCUCUUGAAGACGGAAGGGACAUGGCCAGCGUUUACAGUUGGCACUAUGCAUUGGGGCAGGUAGAGUUCUCCUGGCAUCCGCCAAACCCAGAUUUGUCCGUCAGACUGCCAGAUGGUGAAGCGUGAUUCAUCAUUCCAGAGAACGGGUUUUCACUGCUCCAGAGUCCAAUGGCGGUGCGCUUUACACCACUCCAGCCGUUGCUUGGCAUUGCGCAUGGUGAUCUUAGGCUUGUGUGCGGCUGCUCGGCCAUGGAAACCCAUUUCAUUAAGCUCCAGACUAACAGUUAUUUUGCGGACGUUGCUUCCAGAGGCAGUUUGGAACUCAGUAGUGAGUGUUGCAACCGAGGACAGAAGAUUUUUACGCGCUACCGGCACUCUGCGGUCCUGUUCUGUGAGCUUGUGUGGCCUACCACUUUGCGGCUGAGCCGUUGUUGCUCCUAGAUGUUUCCACUUCAAAAUAGGGUACUUUUUUGUUUUUACGCAGAGGCUAUAAAUCAUUAUUCAUCAUCAUUCUAUUUUCCACAGUAUCAACGAUUCUUCGUCCAGGGUAGGGGAGGGAAUGGCCAGCAGGGAUGUAGCUCAGUUGGUAGAGCAUGGCGUUUGCAACGCCAGGGUUGUGGGUUCGAUUCCCACGGGGGGCCAGUAUGAAAAAUAAAAUAAUAUAUGCACUCACUAACUGUAAGUCGCUCUGGAUAAGAGCGUCUGCUAAAUGAUGUAAAUGUAAAUGAAAAAGUGAUGCUGUGCAGGAGGUGCUUUGUCCUGUCCUUCCUGUCGGUCAGGUUGCCUGAGAAGUCUUCAAUCUUCUGUAUGCUCCUCUGCAUACACAUUCUCCUAUCAGUCCUUGUGUAAUGAUUGCACAGUGAUAUCAAUGGAAGGUUUCUAUAAGUGGGUGAACAAUCCAACGCUUGGUGAAUUUGGCUUCAGAAUGAUAUGAAGAGCCGACAUCGAAGGAUCAAAACUUGACGUUGCUAUGAACGCUUGGCUGCCACAAGCCAGGUAUUGUGUGUAACAGUGAUAACACCAAGUAAAUCUUAAAUGAUUAAAACUUAAACACAAAAUAUAACAAUCCAGCAACAAACUUCUUACAUCUUAUCAGACACAUUUCCACUUGCUGAACACAUACUUCUUAGAUAAAACAUACAGCCUCUAAAGACAAUUGUUACAUAGUUGCUGUCUAAAUUGGGCGGUGGUCUCCCAACCUUAAUAAAAUAAGAGUAUAGUACAAAAAUAAACUUGUAUCAGAAUAAAAACGUCAACAACAAUAACGUCGACAUCAACAAUAACAAAAAGUUCAUUUGAGUAGGAGUUGCCCUCAAAAAUAAGUAAAUAAAUACAACAAAUAGAUAGAGCUGCAACAACGUCUUUGAAAGAAGUGAGAUAGAUGACCAGUCCAAUAAAGAAAACAUAUUAAGUAAAGAUUUCACUACAACACAACGCCACUCCAUCCUGGUCAGCAUUGCCAUGGUUAAGGUAUAUGGUGCUAAGGCCCUGGCCUUGCACAGUCUUGCCUCCAUCUAGCUGAUCUUACAGUUGACCGGGGCAGCUCUAUCAGGGCAGAAAUGUGAUGAACUGACUUGUUGGAAAGGUGGCAUCCUAUGACGGUGCCACAUUGAAAGUCACUGAGCUCUUCAGUAAGGCCAUUCUACUGCCAAUGUUUGUUAUGGAGAUUGCAUGGCUGUGUGCUCGAUUUUAUACACCUAUCAGCAUCGAAAGGGUGUGGCUGAAAUAGCCAAAUGCUCUAAUUUGAAGGCGUGCACAUACUUUUGUGUAUAUAUAGUGUAGGUUACAAAAGUUCCCCAUUAAACAGGUAACAAACGUGCCCUUUCAUCUUGUGCUUUAUUUGUUACUCCCUCUCUUUCUUCCAUCCCCACCUCUCACAGAGAACCUGCAGAGAGCUAGGUACCACUGCUCUCCACUGCACUCAUCCCCAUCAAUCUCUUCAAACUCUAACAAAAGAACGAUUGUGUGUAGUUACCCUAGAAAUCUGAAAAGGCCAGACAUUUAGGCAAAACUCUGCUCUAACUCUGAAUUCUUUCUCUCCCUCUAGCGGCAGCCUACCUCCUGGUUUCCCUCAUUCCCAGCAACUCGUUCCGCCAGAUGUUCCGCUCCACGCGUUCCCUCCACAUCCCCACGCGGGACCUGCCCCUGUCUCCCGACACCACCGUGGUGCUCCACCAGGUAUGCUAACGAGACUCCACAGUCACACACACUGCAAUCUGUGCGCCCUAAGUUUUUUAGGUGAGCGCUGAUGCCGCCCUAUGAUAAGCAGUGCCCACUUUGUCAAAGGCAGGGGCGUAAAAUAUUUAGCUCGUCCAUUCCCAGCUCGCUUCUCCCGGGUGCUGUUGGAGAGACUCAUCGCUGCAGCGCUCCACCAAUGUUCCGUCAAAAAAACGAUCUAACAUAAAUCAUGUAGCAGAUACAGGAUUUGGUAGAAAGAGUAUGUUGCCUUUUCUGUAGCCUACAGGCUGGAGAUCAAAUGUAUGACAAUGUAUUGAGAAGGACACUUUUUACAUCGUGCUGGUUUCUCUGAUCGAAUAGCCUAACCUAAAUGCUGCUCAAUCUAAUAAAAAUGCCCUGUCACGUUAACAAACAACAUAUCCUAAAAAUAGGACAGGUCAAAGUAAAAAUGGACAAUAUGGAAUGGGCAAUCACAACUGUUGUCCAGGAGUUUCACCCCAUUGUCAUGAUCAGUGGUUUCAAGUUUGUAUCUGUAAAUUUUUGACAAGCUGAUCAUAGCGAAAAAGAAAAUAUUUAUGCAUUUCCUGCUGUGUAAACACAUUGCAAAUAGGCUCACGAUAACUCCUGAUAAAGUUGGGUAGCUGAUAUUCAGUCUUUUUUGGUCUCGCCUAGGGCGGCAGAAAGGCGAUGACUGGCCCUGCAUGCAAGUCACAUAAGCAUAUAUUUAUACCCCGACGAGGCGGAGUUUCCCUUCUUGUAUGUCUAAGAUCAACAAUUUGUCUCUGUUGCUGGGCAGCAACUACGUCUGUGCCUCUUUGUUGGUGUCCAGAACCUUUGUGGGCGGGGAUGUGUGUGUGAGAGAUCAAGCUGCAGUUAGUGUCGUUGGGGUGGGCCCACUCUGGCCCCCCUCAACAGAUGUCCUCCCUCUUCAACUAUUGUCCUCACAUGGAUGUUGAGUUCCUCCACCACCUCUCCUUGCCCUAGUUCCACAGGAACUGGCUUAACAGGAACCCGACUGUUGCUCUUUUACCUACUUCCUUAGAAUCUUAAUAUACAACGCUAACCGUGUCUGACCUGAGACUGACCCUUUCUGCACUUCCCCUUGUCGCUACAAUAACACACACAAGCUCCAACAACCUAACCCAUAACGUUUACAUUUUAGUCAUUUAGCAGACGCUCUUAUCCAGAGCGACUUACAGUUAGUGAGUGCAUACAUUUUCAUACUGGCCCCCCUUGGGAAUCGAACCCACAACCCCGGUGUUGCAAGCGCCAUGCUCUACCAACUGAGCUACACGGGACUAAUAACAAGACUACUACUACUAAUUAUACAAUUAAAAUGGGCUCAAGUCAAACGGUUUCCAUCAUUAGUGACAACGUUUUAACCAAUCAGGUCUUGGCACUAAUAACCAUUUGUUGGUGUUUUUUGAUACUCAGCACCUGCUCAGACUUUGGAUGAUAUCUUCUAGUUUGAAGACUUCAAGUAAAGAUAUUUUAUUGAAACUGGGAGAAGUGGGUUUCAUAUGCAACCCAUCUUUUAAAUAAAUUGUAUUAUGUAUGUACAACGAUUAGAUUGAAGUGUACGUGUUUCAUAGCAACUGUUUUGUAGUUAUGUUUAUUUUGUAUGAAACAGAAAAAUCUCUCUAAUCUUUCCUUAUCCUCCUAUACCAGGUGUACAACCUGCUUCUGGGCCUGCUGGGCCGGGCCAAGCUCUACGUGGACGCGGCGGUGCAUGGGACCACCAAGCUGGUGCAGUACUUCAGCUUCAUGACCUACUGCCUCAUCUCCAAGACGGAGAAGCUCAUGUUCUCCGGUUACUUCAUGGACCUGUGGAACCUCUUCCAGGUGAGCGGAUGGGGGGGGGUUAGUGUCUUUGUACAUUCACUACACUAGAAUAACUAAAUACAGGCAUUUAGUCAAUCUCAAGGCGUACACUUAAAAGUGAAAAUGAAGUCUAUUAGCUACUGUGUUUUAGAUUUGUUUUGGUUCUUUUGUCUCUUCCUCUGUGGUUCCUCACCUAUACACACCUUAUUGAAUAAUAACGCUAGUGAUAGUAAUUAAAUAACAUUUCUCUGAUCUUUCUCCACGUUUCCCCCCCUCUCAGCCCAAGCUGUCUGAACCAGCCAUCGCCACUAACCACAACAAGCAGGCCCUGCUCUCCUUCUGGUACAACGUGUGUGUGGAGUGUCCUGAGAACGUCCGGCUGGUCGUCCAGAACCCCGUGGUCACUAAGAACAUCGCCUUCAACUACAUCCUGGCCGACCAUGACGACCAGGAGGUAUUAAUAAUAAAUAUAGCUGCGAGCCCCCUACAUUUUUGUCAAAUAAUAAUAAUAACAAAAUAAAUAUAGUUUGAGCAGAGGCAACGAGGUCCUAGCAAUAGAAACAGUACCACUUGGUCACCCGUUGGGAAGCAUGACACUAAAAUGGACAAAGGCAAUACCUAUCUUAAGCAUGUUCACCAAGUUGCAUGAUUCUACCUCAAAUAGGUGAUGAGUUAUGUGUAGUGCAUGUUUGCCACAACGACUACGAGGCCUAAUGCUACCACGCUACUGCCGUAGACGACUGUCCUUUCGAACUUCAUGUUUACCAAAUUCCAUGCCCCUACGUCCAACAGUUCAAUAGUUAUAACCUUCAGUGCAAAGAAGCGCCUUCCACUGGCGUAGAGCAAUUUAUCCAGGAACAAGUUGUAAAUGUAAAAACACAACAGUCAAAUAAGAAAGGUAGGUCAGUCACUAGAGGUGAGUCUGAAAGCCUGCUUGAUAUCAUUUCCCAACAGGUGGUGCUGUUCAACCGGGGCAUGCUGCCGGCAUACUACGGCAUCCUGAGGAUGUGCUGUGAGCAGUCGCCCGUCUUCACCCGCCAGCUGGCCUCGCACCAGAACAUCCAGUGGGCCUUCAAGAACCUGACGCCGCACGCCAGCCAGUACCCAGGGGUGGGUGGUCUGACUGACUGUCUGGCCCUCUGUGUACAGUACCCAGGGGUGGGUGGUCUGACUGACUGUCUGGCCCUUUGUGUACAGUACCCAGGGGUGGGUGGUCUGACUGACUGUCUGGCCCUUUGUGUACAGUACCCAGGGGUGGGUGGUCUGACUGACUGUCUGGCCCUUUGUGUACAGUACCCAGGGGUGGGUGGUCUGACUGACUGUCUGGCCCUUUGUGUACAGUACCCAGGGGUGGGUGGUCUGACUGACUGUCUGGCCCUUUGUGUACAGUACCCAGGGGUGGGUGGUCUGACUGACUGUCUGGCCCUUUGUGUACAGUACCCAGGGGUGGGUGGUCUGACUGACUGUCUGGCCCUUUGUGUAUAUUGGGAAGAUUCCCUGAUUGACUGGGUGCUGGUGUGUGUUGUCUGUCCGUGUGACUGUCUGUCUGUCUUUCUUUCUCUCUUACUGCCUCUGGCGACUAUCUACCCCUCUGUUAUAGUGCCUAUGUCUGUGACCCCUCAGGCGAUUCACUUGUCUCUUGUGCCCUGUCCAGAAACAUCCACUAGUCACUUCAUGAAAAGAUCAGAUGGAUAAUAUUAGGGGAUAGGCCUGGGGGAUGUUUCUGGAUGGGGUCUCUGACUCCUGUAUGAGGUCUCUGUUGCAUCUCUGACCACUGUCUGGUGUGGGUCUGUCCCCCUGCAGGCGGUGGAGGAACUGUUCAACCUGAUGCAGCUGUUUGUGGCCCAGAGGUCGGACAUGAGGGAGGAGGAGCUGGAGGACGUCAAGCAGUUUAAGAAGACCACCAUCAGCUGCUACCUUCGCUGCUUGGACGGACGCUCCUGCUGGACCACACUCAUCAGGUAACACAGAGGGGAACAGGCGCGCACACAGAGGGGAACAGGCGCGCACACAGAGGGGAACAGGCGCGCACACAGAGGGGAACAGGCGCGCACACAGAGGGGAACAGGCGCGCACACAGAGGGGAACAGGCGCGCACACAGAGGGGAACAGGCGCGCACACAGAGGGGAACAGGCGCGCACACAGAGGGGAACAGGCGCGCCACACAGAGGGGAACAGGCGCGCACACAGAGGGGAACAUUCGCGCGCACACAGAGGGGAACAGGCGCGCGCACACAGAGGGGAACAGGCGCGCGCACACAGAGGGGAACAGGCGCGCGCACACAGAGGGGAACAGGCGCGCGCACACAGAGGGGAACAGGCGCGCGCACACAGAGGGGAACAGGCGCGCGCACACAGAGGGGAACAGGCGCGCGCACACAGAGGGGAAACAGGCGCGCGCACACAGAGGGGAACAGGCGCGCGCACACAGAGGGGAACAGGCGCGCGCACACAGAGGGGAACAGGCGCGCGCACAACAGAGGGGAACAGGCGCGCGCACACAGAGGGGAACAGGCGCGCGCACACAGAGGGGAACAGGCGCGCGCACACAGAGGGGAACAGGCGCGCGCACACAGAGGGGAACAGGCGCGCGCACACAGAGGGGAACAGGCGCGCGCACACAGAGGGGAACAGGCGCGCGCACACAGAGGGGAACAGGCGCGCGCACACAGAGGGGAACAGGCGCGCGCACACAGAGGGGAACAGGCGCGCGCACACAGAGGGGAACAGGCGCGCGCACACAGAGGGGAACAGGCGCGCGCACACAGAGGGGAACAGGCGCGCACACAGAGGGGAACAGGCGCGCACACAGAGGGGAACUCACACCUGCAACCAGGGUCAUGUUCAUAAGGCACCAAAUGGAAGGAAACUGACUGAAACAGGGACUACCUGGAAUUGUCCAAUAGAACACAAUAAUUUCUGUUUCGAAACGUUUUAAAACAUUUUCCGUUGCAUGCCCUAAUGAACACGGCCCAGAUACAAAGCAUCUGCAUAGUUUUAAAAUAUGAACACACGGCAACUUAACCAGAGAAAUGUCUGAUGCCUUUUAGAGAAUCAUAUGGGCAAUGUCUUACUUUUGAAAUGAAUGAUAUGUGAAAUAUAGUCAUGUCUAUUAUAUAAUAGAACUGUGUUUUGUGUCCUCCUUCCCAGUGCCUUCCGUGUGUUAUUGGAGAACGAUGAGGACAGACUACUGGUGGUCUUCAACAGAGGACUCAUCCUCAUGACAGAGGUAUGACAAGACAUGCUACUCACAUUUACUAAUGAUGGUUAUUAGGCUUAUAUUGAACCAUUUAUACAUUGCAUUGUUUCACUGGCUCCUAUGUGAAUAUCAUUUUAAGUUUGUUUUAGGAAAGUGGGGUUGGGGGUAGACUCGUGUUGCCACGUUUUCAAGUCUCGUUCAUCACUCUGCGUUUUAAUGUAGUUUAUUCUGUAUCCAAUAUAAGAAAUGUUAUAUAUUUUUUUAAGUUUCACAAUCUAAAGGGUGUCCAUAGAGGUUUAUCAUGACAUAGCUGUUACAUAAAUCAUUACCGGUCAUUUGACAUGCCCCUCCCUCUCUCUCCAUCCUGCAGUCAUUCAACACCCUGCACAUGAUGUUGGUAGUUUGUGAUGAAGUUUCUUCAUUGUGAACUGUAUCCAGUAAAAUAUUAUUAUUUAACUGUAAAUUGUAGGAAAGUUAAGUGUCAAUGUAGGUUUAAUUUCUUAGGCCAAGGGUUCUAGCAUAAACCGUUGCCUGUCAUUUGACGUGCCCCUCUCUCGCUCUCUCUCUCUCUGCUUCCUGCAGUCGUUCAACACCCUGCACAUGAUGUACCACGAGGCCACGGCGUGUCAUGUGACGGGGGACCUGGUGGAGCUGCUGUCCAUCUUCCUGUCGGUGCUCAAGGCCACGCGGCCCUAUCUGCAGCGCAAAGGUCAGCAAAAAUACCCUCACUCCCCCUCCUCUCUGACCUCCUACCUUGUAGCGAAACCUAAUCUCCAAGUCAAAUGUUCUGUCUCCCAUUGACAUCAAUGCGUGACUAAGUGAACAAGUUAGGAUUCGCCCCCUUGUGAAUAAGCCCUGCGUUCUUUUGACAGAGCCUUACUUUUGUUAACCAGAGCUCAGUUACUUGCCUUUAUUAAGGGACCCUGAUGUAAAGACUCUGUAUAUCCUGUUUUCUUCUCCUAUAGACGUGAAGCAGGCUCUUAUCCAGUGGCAGGAAAGGAUCGACUUUGCCCACAAGCUGCUCACCCUCCUCAACUCCUACAGCCCUCCGGAGCUCCGCAACGCCUGCCUGGGUAACAGCGCACACACACACACACACACACACACACACACACACACACACACACACACACACACACAGUUUGGAUAAUAUUUUACCACAUUUCCCCUCUAAACUAUUCCACAUAGUAUAUGCAAUAGACCUUUGGAACAAUUCCAAACACUCUAGGGAAUAAAACCAGUUCUUGUUGUUGUAUGGUAAUAUGAGAUGUCAUGUCACUAAUAGUUCCUGUGUAUUUCUGUUCCCCCUCCAGAUGUUCUGAAGGAGCUGGUCCUGUUGAGUCCCCAUGACUUCCUGCAUACGCUGGUGCCCUUCCUGCAGCACAACCACUGCACCUACCACCACAGCAACAUCCCCAGUGAGUCUCCCUCAACUGCUACGCUAUACCUCUGUACACUGCACUGGGUUGAUUACUGCAACUAAUAACGUGUCGUAUGUACUGAUGAAAGUUAAUGACGACAAACACAAGCAAUCAUGAAAAUAAUAAUAGUGAUGAAUACUACUACUACACAGUUCACAUAUUAUAUGUAACAGCAUGCUAUCCUAAGGACCCUGGCUCUGUCUGUAGACUCUGGUUCUCCAAGUGCAUGCCAGAGUAACGGGGAGUCUUUGACUGUCCUGUCCUCUCCGUGCCUGAGGCAGUCACUCUACUGUCCUACAGAUAGCUAGAAAGAAACAAAAAAAACAUGGAAUCACUGCCGGCUGAGUCUUUUUGUCCAAAUCUCCCGUUGGCAUAAAUGUUGCUGUAGAUUUGUGUAAGUCCAGGUAGGAUUUGUCCCUCUGUGAUUUGUCUGAAUCUGACUAUCUUUGUACACAGUGUCCUUUGGGCCUUACCUGCCCUGCAGAGAGAACAUCAAGCUGAUGGGAGGCAAGAACAAUAUCAGACCCCCCAGACCUGAACUCAACAUGUGUCUCCUGCCUUCCAUGGUGGAGACCAGCAAGGUGUGUGUCUCUGUAUAAAACCACUGCUUUGUGUCUCAUGUCUCUUGGCCAGUUUGUCGUUUCCUUAAAUACAUAAAGACUAUCUUUGGCACAAAGAUCAUCUUAAGUUUGAUGGUAGGUAAUAGAGAGAACAGUGGUCUUAAUGCUAAAGAUCUUUAUGUUUUUAGGGAAUCUCACCCCAGGUUAUUAUUGUAAGAGAGAUUGUUCUCGAUAGCUUACCUGGCUAAGUAAAGGUUAAUGUAAGAUAAAGACAAUCUGUCCUACCUGUUUAAAAUAAUGAUUGUAGAAGUGGAAAUGGUGCCCAGUAGUGCCACAACUGAAGUUCCCUCUUGGGAAAAUGAAGUUACUCUAUUUAUGUUUCUUCACAAUUCAAGGUCUGUUCAUUCCAUGUGUAUAUUUGCACUAGUGUGGUCUUCUUCCUAUCAUUGAGAAGGAUCAUAAACGGCCACGUCUCUCUCUCUCUCUCUCUCUCAGGGUAAAGAUGAGGUGUAUGACCGGAUGCUCCUAGACUACUUCCUCUCCUACCACCAGUUCAUCCACCUGCUGUGUCGAGUCGCCAUCAACUGCGAGAAGUUCACCGAGACCCUUGUCAAACUAAGUAAGUGGGGGUUUAUAUGUGUGUUUGUAUUGAUGUAGUUCUAAUGCUACUAUAUCUAAUGACUAAAGAGGGCUGUGCUGUGUGGUUGUGUCUGUAUCUGGUGGGUCUCCAAUGUGACCAUAUCUGUCUGACUCCAGGUGUCCUGAUAGCGUACGAGGGCUUGCCUCUGCACUUGGCCCUCUUCCCCAAGCUGUGGACGGAGCUUUGCCAGUCUCAGGUAAAUAACACACACUUACACACACACUUAAACACUCACUCAAAUACACAGUCACGCGCACUCACACAAAGUACUCAGACACAUAUGCAUUAUAUUUCUCUCACUUACAAACACACUUAACACACAUCACAAUAUACAAACACACUUUACCGUACAUUGUCACUGACAUCUCCUAUGCUGUUCUGUAGUCGGCCCUUGCUAAGACGUGUGUGAAGCUUCUGUGCGAGGACCCGGCAUUCGGCGAGUACAUCAAGUGCAUCCUGAUGGACGAGAGGACCUUUCUCAACAACAACAUGGCCUACUCCUUCCUCACCUGCUUCCUGCACAAGGUAGCCAUCUCUAACAUCCGUUUAUUUCAACGUUGACCGCCUCUGCUUUAGCCUGUUUAUAGCCUGUAAUGUCAUUUAUGCAUCCAAUGACGACAUGCAACCCUUUACCAAGGUUGGUUUUGCUAAGUCCAUGCUAGCCUGAGUCCCAGAUCUGUUUUGCCGUCUUGUAACCGCAAUGAUGUUGGCAAGACUGCAUAAUCUGAUCUGGCACUCAGGCUAACCGCUUGCUACUUUAAAUACCAAGUUGAUGGGCCUUGCGAGUGCAUGACCGUAAGUGUGUGUCAUCUCUCAGGUCCAGAGCCAGGUGCUGUCGGGCCCCAGCUGCGCCAACCUGAUCAGUCUGCUGGUGACCAACCUGCUGAACGAGUACCACAGCCUACAGCCCGAGCUGGCCUCGCACCGCCUGGAGCUGAGCAAGACCAGCGGCCUCCUCAACGCUGUCAGUACCCCUUAUUCACAUUCUGUUAAUACACUAUUCAUGCCUUAUUCACAUUCUGUUAAUACACUAGUCAUGCCUUAUUCACAUUCUGUUAAUACACUAUUCAUGCCUUAUUCACAUUCUGUUAAUACACUAGUCAUGCCUUAUUCACAUUCUGUUAAUACACUAGUCAUGCCUUAUUCACAUUCUGUUAAUACACUAUUCAUGCCUUAUUCACAUUCUGUUAAUACACUACUCAUGCCUUAUUCACAUUCUGUUAAUACACUAGUCAUGCCUUAUUCACAUUCUGUUAAUACACUAGUCAUGCCUUAUUCACAUUCUGUUGAUACACUAGUCAUGCCUUAUUCACAUUCUGUUAAUACACUGUUCAUGCCUUAUUCACAUUCUGUUAAUACACUAUUCAUGCCUUAUUCACAUUCUGUUGAUACACUAUUCAUGCCUUAUUCACAUUCUGUUAAUACACUGUUCAUGCCUUAUUCACAUUCUGUUAAUACACUGUUCAUGCCUUAUUCACAUUCUGUUGAUACACUAUUCAUGCCUUAUUCACAUUCUGUUAAUACACUGUUCAUGCCUUAUUCACAUUCUGUUAAUACACUGUUCAUGCCUUAUUCACAUUCUGUUAAAACACUGUUCUUGCCUUAUUCACAUUCUGUUAAAACACUGUUCAUGCCUUAUUCACAUUCUGUUAAUACUCUGUUCAUACCUUAUUCACAUGCUAUUCAUCCCUUUUUCAUAUUCUGUUUCAUGCUCUACUCAGGCCUUAUUCAUGCACUAUUCAUGCUUUACUCGUUAAUUCCAAUGUCAUGCCUUACUAGAUUGUCAUUCCCUGUUCAAAUCCUAUUCUCUACUAGAUAAUCACAAAUCUUCUGUCCCUCUCCCUCCCUCUCUUUAGGACCUGCGAGCGUUGGCGUUGAUGUUGUCCAUACACACCCCCCAGGCGUUGGACCCGGCUCUGGGCCCGGCCCUGCAGGAGUUGCUGUCCAAGUGUAGCGGCUGUGUGCAGCAACGCAGCACGCUCCAACAGGAGGCCAAGGACCGCAAGGCCAAAGGUACUAUACACGCAUGCAUACAGUAUCCUGUCACAAACAUUGAUGAAAGAAUUGAAAUGCAUUGGUGGUAGUCAAAUGUCCCUUUCAGCAUAUUGUCACAUAAUAGUGUAAGCAGAGAACAGGGUUGGACUCUGUAUCAUUUAAACUCGUUGGGAAAUGAUAGUAGUACCUGUACACAGAUGUGAAGGUUAAUCACCUGAGUUUCUUCUGUCUCUCAGCGGAGGAGGAGGGCGCCACCCCAGUGAAGCGCCGGCGGAUGAGUAGCGACGACGGCCCCGGGGAGGGCACCAGCGCUGGCACCAGCACCGGGGGUGUGACCAAAUCCGGACCCACCUGCGCCGCCUCCACCUCCUCCUCCCUCCCCCCAUGUGUCGAGCUGAAGCCGGAGCACCAGGAGGCGCUGACUCCCACCAGCACCUCAGACACAGAGACGCGGGACUCCUCGUCCCUCAUCGACCCAGGAACCGAGCACGACCUGCCCUCACCAGAUCCUACCGCUGCCACCAGUUGCAGCCAACCCGCCGGGGACACCUCCCCCAAGGAGGAGAAGAUGGAGGCUUCCUCUUCCUCGUCUUCCUCAUCAUCAUCCUCUUCCUCCCUCCCAGAGACAGGGGAGUUGUCGUACGGCGGCAGCGGACAGGGAGGGGAGGAGCCGCAGUCUUCUCAGACUCAGCAGGCAGCCAUGGCAGGAGCGGAGGAGGAAGAGAGGAGGAGGGAAGCAACGGCGGCAAUGGAUGAGACAGAGGAGAGGGAGAUGGGCUCUAAGACUUGUGGAGGCUCUGCCGCCCUGGCCUCGGAGGACCUGGCCUUCCCAUCUGCCCUGGGGCUGGCAGGAGAGGGGCCAGAGGUCCCAGGGUGCAGUAGCCACGCCCCCUCGCAGGCUCUGAUAAACUCGGCCCCUCCUCCGGACACGCUGGAAAUGCUCUACAGGACAGUGGAGGCCACUAUCGCUGUGGUUACAAAACUAUCUGGGAAAGGGCCCUGCCCCGCCUCCUCG